Messenger RNA from Pelobates cultripes (western spadefoot toad), 54696 nucleotides. NCBI's taxonomy places the organism in Eukaryota, Metazoa, Chordata, Amphibia, Anura, Pelobatidae. The record is from the annotation of a GenBank genome assembly.
AUGUAUGAAGACAUACGGGUAUCGAAGGUGACCUGGGACAGCUCUUUCUGUGCUGUCAACCCCAAGUUUUUGGCAAUAAUUGUUGAGUCCAGUGGAGGAGGUGCCUUUAUGGUAUUGCCAUUAGCCAAAGUAAGUCAAAGUGAAACCCCUGCUAUUUUACAAAAUAUUUACCUUAAAGGGGACACUAAGCACCAUUACCACUACAGUCCAUGGGUUUUCAAGAGACUUGACAAACACAUACCAAGGGUCUCCCACAAGCCUGUGGUUCAACUCCUUACUGUAUUGAUAAUGUAGAAAUUACACUUCCAAUUAGAUGACAUCAGUUGGCUGAGAGUGUCGACUCAACCAAUCAGUGCCAUCCAAACUGACAUACACAUUUUGUAACAGAGAGAGAGGACAGGGCUCAAUUCUUAGUUUGUGUCAAACGGUUUACACAGAACCAGUGAAUGUAUUAGUAGUGCUUGUGGUGCAAAGUGUCCCUUUAAUUCCCCAAAACCUUUAACUUUGGUGGAUGGAGUUAGAAUGGAUCAUAUGUUUAUUUUUAUUUAGUGUGUCUGCUCACUAUGUGUGUUAAAGGACCACUCUAGGCACCCAGACCACUUCAGCUUAAUGAAGUGGUCUGGGUGCCAGGUCCUUCUAGGGUUAACCCAUUUUUUCAUAAUUAUAGCAGUUUCAGAGAAACUGCUAUAAUUAUGAAUGGGUUAAGCCUUCCCCCUAAUCCUCUAGUGGCUGUCUCAUUGACAGCCACUAGAGGCGCUUGCGUGCUUCUCACUGUGAUUUUCACAGUGAGAGCACGCCAGCGUCCAUAGGAAAGCAUUGUAAAUGCUUUCCUAUGAGACCGGCUUAAUGCGCGCGCAGCUCUUGCCGCGCGUGCGCAUUCAGCCGGCGGGGCGUAACGGAGGCGGAGAGGAGGAGGAGAGCUCUCCGCCCUGCGCUGGAAAAAGGUAAGUUUUUACCCCUUUACCCCUUCCAGAGCCGGGCGGGAGGGGGUCCCUGAGGGUGGGGGCACCCUCAGGGCACUAUAGUGCCAGGAAAACGAGUAUGUUUUCCUGGCACUAUAGUGGUCCUUUAAAUGAAACUAAUAUCAGAUAUAAUAUCAGAUAUGUAAAACUGAAAGUUAAAACUACGCCUUUUAACAAAUAUUUUCUUACUUGUGUUUAUGUAGAAUUUUGCAGAAGUUAUGUAGUUCUCUGCUUUCUGGAACUAGUAAAAGAACAGUAGUAUAUAAUGUAUAACAAGUCAUCCUGUUUGAUAGGGUAGGCUUUAUAAUACCUGUUGGCAGGUUUUUGUUUUUUUUGUUCCAAUUUAGAUUUAAUUUCAGACUGCAAGUUUGUGAAAGUGUUAGAAAAUAAGGUGAGCGAUAGAACAAAUAUGCAAGAUUAGUCUUAUCUUUUAAGAAAACAAUGUUAGUAGUUACCAAAAUCAAACCAUAUACACAAAAUAAAUAGAUAAUUAUUUAAAGAGGAACUGACACUUCUCUGGAAUGUCAUCAUUGGAGAAAACAUUGAAAACGUGUUUUAACCAUUUUUCAUGAGAUUCGAGAUAAAGAGUUGCUGAUUUCUACAUUUCAUUUUUGACACAUUUCAAGGACAUAUUUUCUAAAAUAUUUAACUUAAUAUUAAAAAUCGCAGGAGUUGACGUUGCCUUUUAGACAAUUUCCACACCAGAACAUACUCUCCUUACAUUUUUGCAGCAGCCAAAAAUGUAUGUUUGACAUAUUUUUAUUACUUUCCAUGCUUCAACAAAAAAAUAUUAUCAGUAAGCUGAGUUUACGGAGAUUUCUUUCAUAAAAAAAAAAAGCUGGAUUUUCACCACUGCAAAAUUCAGUAAUACAAUUCUAUACUUAAGUUUGAAUUUGGAAAGAACCCAAUAUAUGUAGACAGAAAAUAAUAAAAUAGUACCUUCCUUUUCAUAUAAUGGUCAUCCAUCUGAUCUGGUUUCCCAGGUAACCUCCUGGAGACAGAGAAGAAGGAAUCAUUUUUUUUCCUUUUUAAAUAACUCUAAAUAGAGUUACAUUUCUCGCUGGAGAAGACCUCUGCCUGUGAUCAGUAUGCUAAAUAUAUUUCUAAGUGUCUGGUUGUUUGUCCUUCAAGCUGUAUACUGUCAAUGUUCGUUCAGUCACGUCGGCCUAUGCAUUUUUCAACUACAUAUUCAUUGUGACUAUUAGCAGAACUUUGUUAAACCUCAACUAAAGCAAAUACAUUUAUUUUUUUAUGCACAGAAUAGGUUACAAACUCCUAUAGUGGAAGAGAUUCCAUUGAAACAAAAUUAAAGUAAUACUAAAGUGUUAUUCCUAACACUUUUGUGAUUCUGUCUCUAGUCAGAAAGGAUGCCCCCAAUUGUGUUAAAAAAAAAAAAAGCUUACCCUUUUCCAGCGCCAAAAUACCCCUGAUGCUGCCUGCUUACCGCUCCUCCUCAUGCCUCAAGGAGGAGGCAUGACCUCUGCGGCGAUGUUACAAUCCAAAGCUCUAUAUCCACAUCUAAGCUUGUCCAUAGCUUUUCUAUAAGGGCAUCUGCAUCUUGUGACCGGUUAGUGCAGUGGAGACGAUUCUAGUGGCUGUCAGUUUCACAGCCACAAGGGGUGAAUGUAACCCUGCAAUGUAAAGACUGCAAUUUCUGGAAAUCUGCAAUGUUUUGGAUUGCAGGGUUAAAACUAAAGGGCAACUGCACAUAGGCCACUUCAUUGACACUUUAACAGAAUAUUUCUGUAACAAACUACUGGGGUCGUGUUCAGUCCUGGAACACGGCUGCAGUAACAGCUCUCCCUUACACGCACGAUCCACAGAGAUCCUGAGGUUGAGAAUAGGAUUCUGUCGGGUCAGAGCCUGAGGAGGCGGCCAAAUGCUGGCCAGAUAAGGGGCUUGUGUGGGAAGGUGUAGGUGUAACUGGGGAGGAGUGUUAGGAAGGGUGUGGUAAAGGGAGGGGAAGGGUGCUGUGGUGUGUAUAUAUAGGUGAACAUUUCCCCCCCUUACCUCAGCCAUUGUAGAAAUUCCGGCGUGGUAACAGCUUCCCUCCCUCCCUCGGAUGAUGUUUUGUGAGGUUGACUCCUUUUUCCUGUCGCAGCUAGUGGGGAAGGUCCUUGCCAAGAGGGAGGUAACAGGAGCACAUGGGGAAGAAAGAAGGUUGGGGCUGAUCCCUCCCCUAAUCUCUGAUACAUGGUUUGGAUAAAUGGACGUUCCCACUGAACCAAAGGCUGGCUAGUGGUUGGCAUUGUGGUAUGGUAAGGCCACGUUGGUGGUUAGGACGAGGGGGAGGACAGGCCCGAUGAGGAUUAGGGAUUAUCGGACGAAUUGGCAAGGACUAGUUAAAUUAAAUAUUAUAUUAUGUUAAUAUGCUUAGUUAUGGUUAACGAUAUUUGUUCAAGUGUAAAUAAAGCUGUGGCCUAUUUUAUACCACAAUUAUGUCUCAGGUUUUAUUUUAAAGAGGGAGGUUGAAUGGGUUUUUUUGGUGUCUCACUACACGGUACCCACUACCUACACACAAGUGAUGGCAUGGGGGCUUUAAUAAAAAUAAAAUAAAAUCCUAGCAAACGUUUCCAAGAAGAGUCAGGCAGAAAUCCGAGUCAGGUGGUCCAGAAGUCAGGGCAGACAGCACUCCGCAAAAUCCAUAGAGCAGGCAAAGUCAGGAAACCAGCAAAGACAGGAAACACAGGGAAACAAACGCUAGGAGUUCUGAGGCAGGCUACAAAACAGCCAAGCACUGACUGAAAGGUGUGCUCUGCUUAUAAGGGAGUGGCUCAAUCACAUAACCUGGUCUCACCUUUAGGAGGGGUUACCUGAGGUCAAUGUGACUGACUGUGGGACUCAGCCCUAUCUUGGAUGCAUCAUUGUCCUGGCUCCGGCCCUCCGUUGACUUGUCUCCUCAUGCAGCGGCUGUCCUCUUGGAAUGCUGGAACAAUCACUCAGUUUCCUUUCCGUGAAUCAAGGUUCAGUGGAUGCAAACUGGGAUGCACCAACCUCAGGCACUAUAACCGCUGCAGACUGACCUCCAGGGUGUCAUGGACGCCCUGGAACAGGUGAGUAUCGUCUGCAAAUAUGACGAUGUCUUACUAUGCUAUUUUACUUGUACAGAAGCUGAUAGAUAAGAUCCAGCCAAUCAUAAUGCAGGUGUGGGCCAAGUAGAUAUGUUUGGACCAAGUGAAUGCCUCUGUGCUUCUAUUAAGGCCUACGUUUCUCUGGCAUGAUGAAGGACUUGUGGACAUUGAUCAACACUCAGAUCAUCCAUGUUAAAGGAACACUCCAAGCACCAAAGCCAGGACAUUCCUGCCACCAUAACCACUACAGCAUGAUGCAGUGAUCAUGGUACUUCGUGUGUUCCUUUAGAAUAUUUUUGCUGGGAUAUUUGGUUCUAAAUUGGGAAAUAUACCCCUCACCCAUUACUUAAAAGUUUAUAGAUAAUGUGUUAGACAUGGAAUAUGAUAGCUAUAGAUUUGUUGGAUAUUGAAGGUCCAGAAUUAAGGUAAUUGAGCACCUGGGGAUUAGAAUUUGUCCUCUCCAGCCCCCACAAUCUACACAUGAGCAUUGUUGUGUACUCUAGUUUUAUUGUAAGUCUAGGCAGCCCAAAAUAUGUUUUAUGAAACAUGUUUUAUUUAUUUAUUUUUUAAGUCAAUCGGUAUUUUCUUUUAUACCAUUUUUGCUUUUGCAGUUUUUUUUUUCUCCCAUGGAAAGCUUUCACGAGAGACAUUAACAUAUCCCAAGAAAUCUGGGAAAGUUAGCCUCUUGGCUGAAAAGAAACAAAAUUUGUAGCUUUUUUUUUUUUUUAGUCACAUUAAAUUAUGCUCUAUAAAUGGUAAAAUGAUUGUGAUAACUUGUGUUAGAUAAAUAAAAUAAAUUAUAGCCACUCCCUGUAGCUUUACUUUAGUAAUAAGUUAUUUUUAUUGCUUAUUUAUAUAGCACCAACAAAUUCUUCAGUACUAAAUAUAGCAAGUAAAUGGCAAUGCUGAACUCAGUUUGACAACGAAAAUUCCUAAAUGAGCUGACACUGAGGCCCUGAAAUUUUAUCACAAAGAUUUUAUGCAACAAAUUACUCAUUUAGAAUCGAGCUUUAAAGGGGCCACUCCAGGCUGGAACUGUUCCUUUCUUUUUAAUGGAUAUAUAGAGAAUUAAAAAAAUAUAUAAAUGCUAAAAGCAGCUCUGUCACCCCUAUAUCAAAAACACUCAAACUGACUGUGUUGGAAUAUCACUGAAAUUCUAACCCAGUCAAAAGAAAUACUUAGACAAGGUAGAGACUACUUUGUCUCCGUAUUUUUCAAGCAUCCAUGGUAAAAUCCAUUUUAUCGUCCAAACAAGUGUAUUGAGUUCGGCUGGGGCUUUGGGAAGUAUGAUUUUAGUCUAGUCCGCACAUCACAAACCGUUCUAUUAACUACAGUCCGAAUGAUCCGGUGUCAUAUGAAACUACCUAUGUGCAAAAUCCGGACUUUGUUUUGAAUAUUUAAUGAAAUCUAAGCUUUGCAAACCAGGCACUGAAUGAGUUUGACUUGAAUUCGGGUACCAGUGCUUGCUAGUAAGACUCCACAGUAAAAAAUAAAAUAAAAAACAAAAAGCUGUUAACACUUUCACCUUUUCCAGAAGCCCCAUAGUCCAUUAAAAUGUCUCAGUGGUCAAUAUGACCCCCAUCUAACUAUAGGGAGGUUUAAAACCUAUGUCUACUAAAUGUGCAGCUAUAACAAGUGGGCAGCAUGUAUAACCCUAUCUAAUCUAGUCUGGGGUUUAUCUGUGAUCCAUCAGCUGUUGAUUCAUUAGCAAAUGGUUUGACUACUUACAUUAGGGGGGCACCAGUGCACUCUUGGAUCCAUAACCACUACAGUACACUGUAGUGGUUAUGGUACUUGGAGCAUUCCUUUAAUGAUCGCUGCCACUAAGAUGGUGGGUAUGGACUGACUUAUAGAUAUUAUUUUUUUCUACCAGUUGAGAAGUUAGUUCUACCGUCCGUCACAGAGCCAAGGAUUUAUACUCUCUACUUGUCUUAUAGGUUGUUUUCUUACUUGCUAUUAUACUGUAGUGGGAAUUUUUUUUUUUUUUUUUUUACUAAAUUGCUUUUUGGGGUGGGUUAACUCACUUUGAAGCAGGGUUAUUAACUUUCAAGAAAAUAAAAAUAGGAAGACCAAAUAUCUUCAAGUACAUGUACUAAAUGAAGUUAUUAAAAUAGUCUUUGUGACCCAUACAUCGAUCCUAUUUACUCUGUUUGGAAUUAAUAAUCUAAGCAUUUUUUUUGGUAGAUUUAUACUAAAUAUAUUGACUACCAAAAAAGGUCAAUUUGUAAUGUCAUGCCUUUUUGUUUUGUUUUCUAGUUUUUGUGUUAUUUUACAGUAAUCUCAUGCCUGCUUUGUACCGAGACAACUAUUUAUAAUGAUUCCUUAAUGACAAGAUAUUUGGCAUCUAACAUUGUAUACGACUGCCUGUCAAAUCUUCUCUUGUUAAGGGGUUAACGCUUAAACUGCGCAGUUCAGUGCUGAAGUUACAAUGUGGUUGCUAUGCUAAUGUGCCAAAAGGGCCUGUCCUCUUAGGGAAGGGGUUAUGGUAAAUAAAUGUGUUUUGGAAGCAGCUGAUAGGAUGAAAGGUUGAAAGGGCAAGUCAAUAUGAUUAUAUACUGCUCUUCCAAAUGCAAGGCUGUAUUUGGUUUUAAUAGUUGUCGCACAUUAACUCCUCGGGCUUGGGCCGUGCCCUUGACCUGUCCCAUCGUUCUCAUUCCUUCACUCCUGUUCCAGAGAAGGAAUGGCGAGGGUCCCUGCAGAGAGAGGUAUGUGGUUUGCAGCAGUUGUCUGCUGAUCCAGUACUUCCAAUAAGAAUGACCUCAUGCAGCAAACAAUAGAAGUGUCUCAGGAAGUCCUCAGAGGACCACAAUUCGAGUGCUCAGUUUUUCCAGAGGUUACACUAUGGAGAUUUGUUUGUUUUUGUUCAAUUUAUUGCUCGUACGGCUCCACCCAACAAAGCCCCUCCAUGUCCUGAAACAUUUUCCGUCAAUAGUGACACUCUGUCUUCCUCUUUCCUCUUGUUAUUCGUUUGACCCUCUUUGUCCCUGUUGCUGUGAUUUUUUUUUUUUGAUUUUUUUUUUUUCUGUCUUAUGUAGGGAUAUUCCAAGCUGACUUUUGUCACUGUUGUUAGAAAGAAGAUAGAAAAAACACUAAAUGCAGAAAUAAUGUUACAUUUAAUAGAUUUAAAAAAAAAUCUUCCUAAUUACAAACCUUUAAGCAAAAUCCAAAACAUUUAAUUCAACAUUGGAAGUGGGGUUUUACUUAAUAAAUCCUUAUGACCGUGUGUUCUAUAGUUUGUUGGUGACUUUUAAAAGCAGUUGGUCGCCUGGGAGUUUUUUUUUUUUUUUUUAAAUUCUUUAUUUUAUUUGACAAAGUAUUAUAGAACAAGGCAAGAUGUUCCGGUUUAAGCAUAUACCGUGGUCAAGUAUAACAUAACAUAUUACAGUAUAGGCAUACAGUUGAUAAGCGUGGUAGACAUCAGAUGCUACAAUAAGUGCCUGUAGCACAGGACUCUUUAUUAGGGGGCUUGGACAUCACUUUUGUGCUGUCGAUUUUUUUAUUGUAUAUUGAGUCAGUUACAGGUGGCCAGAGCGUGAAGGUGGGUUUCUGUAGGCAUUCGGUGGUGCCUAUCCUAGCGCUAUUGGAGGGUUUCAGGGUACCGUUGGGCGAUGAGAUAUCUCUUAAUGAUGCUGUGGAGUCUCCAACUAUGUUAGAUACAGGUGACGGCCCUUCUGACUUGUUCCAGCUGCAAAUUGUCCCCUGUAUUGUGGAGCCCGCGUUCAACUCCUGCUUUGUACUAGAUACAACUGAAAUACACUUUGGCCUGACUGGGCCCCCCUCCACUCCCUGGCGCCUACCUGCCUGGCGUGUGAAUUCGUGCGUGUUUGCGCUGAUAGUUCGCUUCAGUGUGCUAUCAUUGCCUGCGUGUGCUUAAUGUGUAUAUUGUAUCAAGCGGGCCCUCGUCUAAGGCGAGGACCCGGGUAAGAAGAUAAGAGAAAGGUAGAGUGAAGAUAGAAAGGAGGGUGGGGGGGUGGGUGGACCAGGCGCCCGGGCAGGCGGGGGGAGCCCAAGGGGACGGGGGGGGGGGAAGAAGGAGGCGGGGAGAGGGCGGCGGGAAGGGGGGAGGGCACCAAGCAGACUAGCAUCUUCCACCUCUCGGACCCCCCGGGCCGCGGCCCCGCCAAGCGCAAGGACGGUUACUCCGCCAGGGGGCAGUCCUUCCAGCGUCCCCACGUCCUUUCGAAAGCCUUUUGAGUACUGCGCACCCUUGCUGUGAGGUCGUCCAUUAGGCAACUAUCUUUUAUUCUCCCCAGGAUCGCUGCCCUGGUGGGGGGCUGCAUUUUUAACCAUCGUUGUGCGAGGGCUCGUCUGGCCGCCAAUGUGAUUUUGUUGAAUAGUUUUAGGUCAUAUUUGGGCCAUUCGUCAAUUGGUCUGCCCAGGAGGUAUGUCCACGGGUCAAGGGCGGGUGCCCUCUGGAAUACCUGUCGCCUGGGAGUUUUUAAAUUGAUUACUGAGGAGAAAGACUAUACAAUUAUUGCAAAUAUGUAACUCUGCCAACCAGCGCCAAUUCAUGGAGUAUGUAUCCAUGUAACAUAUCUUGCAGGAUUUUUUUCCCUGGAAGGUGAGGGGGGAUCAUUGAGCUCUGGAAACACUUUGGUCUAAGUGGUGGUACUGGUGUAAUCAUUUACUGCCCCUUUAAAACAUAUUGAAACAAACAAAUUCAAAUAAAAGGUUGAGCAGGUGCUCUUAGUUGUUCCCGGCAAAAACAUAUUUUAUCCCUUCAGUAUACAUGAUUGACUUCAUUUUGUAUAGCAAAAUAAAAAGUAUACCAAGACUCACUCCCUCCCUCCUCCCCCCCCCCCCAAUCCAUUGCUGCUGCUCACUGGGCUGGAAACCACAUUUCUCACCCAGAGCUCUGGAUAGUUCCUCGGUCUCACAUCUUCACAUGGUGAGACUGUAAAUGAAGUCACAGUUACUGUAGGCCGUAAACAAUAUUAUGGUGCUUCUACUCUAAUUUUCAGAAUCUUUAUUUCAAUGCACGAACAAGGGAAUCAAUUCUUUCUUUACAUUUACUUAAAGGAUCACAGUAGGAUCAGGAACACAAACAUGUAUUCCUGACCCUAUAGUGUUAAAACCACCAUCUAGCCCCUCAUGCCUCCAUAAAUCUAGCAAAAUCUUACUGUAUUCAAGCCUGAAGCUGUAGCUCUGCAUGCUGUCUGCCUCAGAAAAACAAACAGUCCGCUGAUAUCAUCAGAAGUGGUAGCCUGAUCCAAUCACAAUGCUUGCCCAUAGGAUUGGCUGAGACUGACAAAGAGGCAGAUCAGGGGCAGAGCCAGCAUGAUUCAAACACAGCCCUGGCCAAUCAGCAUCUCCUCAUAGAGAUGAAUUGAAUCAAUGAAUCUCUGAGGAAAGUUCAGUGUCUGUAUGUAGAGGGAGGGGACACAAUGAUUGGAUGCAUUUUAGGCAGCCAUGACCCAGGAAGGAUCUGUAACAGCCAUCUGAGUGGCCAGUGAAGUUAUCACUAGGCUGUAAUGUAAACACUACAUUUUCUCUGAAAAGACAGUGUUUACAGCAAAAAGCCUGAAGGUAAUGAUUCUACUCACCAGAACAAAUUCAAUAAGCUGUAGUUGUUCUGAUGACUAUAGUGUCCCUUUAAUUUACACUGUUUAGGUAUCCUUAAUUACAGUCUAUAGACUUUUAGUUUUUUAACAAAAGUAGCUGGUGAAGGCUUUAAAAAAAAAAAAAAUAGAAUAGUUGUGCCACUUAGUUAAAAGCACUUAAAUUGCCCAUCCAAAUCCACUUAUUUCUCUUUAAAAGAUGAGGUCUGAGAAUGGGUAUAUCAAGAGAUAACUGGCACAUGCACCUCAAUACUAGGCGGUAAAAGGAAGCCAUACCACAAGAAGAGAAAGUAUGAGUUGGGUCGUCCCGCUUCCACCACAAAUAUCAGUCCUGGUGUAUCCAUACUGUGAGAGUUUGCUGUGGUAACAAGAAGUAUUGUGUUUCGAAAUUGGGUGCUGGUAACUUCUCCUGGGGUUCUAAGUGUUUGACAUGCAAAACCAGAAUUAUUGAUGUUGUGUACAAUGCUUCCAACAAAGAACUUGUCCAUACCAAGACACCUGUGAAAAACUGCAUUGUCCUGGUGGACAGCAUCCCCUACAGACAGUGAUAUGGAGCUCACUAUGCCUUGCCGCUUGGACGUAAGAAGGGAGCCAAACUUAUUCCUGAAGAAGAAGAAACCCUGAAUAAAAAAGAUCCCAAAAAUCUCAGAGGAAAAAUGAUGAGCAAAAGAACACUGCCCAGAUCAGCCCUCUUUACUGCUAGCCUUCAUAGCAUCCUGACCUGGUCAGUGCUGUAGAGCUGCAAUUUUACUUUUGGAAUAUAAAGGGCAUAUAAACACGUAGGCAAAACCCAUUUACUUCAAAUAAAAUUUUUUUUUUUAUUAAAACCAAACAAAAUAAAAAAGAUGUUUUUUACAGUGAGAAUCGCGGAAGCGGCCUCUAGUGGCUGUCAGUGAGACAGCCACUAGAGGCUGGAUUAACCCUCAGUGUAAACUAUGUUUUCAGCUGCAGGGUUAAAACUAGAGGGACCUGGCACCCAGACCACUUCAUUGAGCUGAAGUGGUCUGGGUGCCUAUAGUGGUCCUUUAAGCCUCUGCAGAGGUAUGAUACAUAGAUAUUUAGUCUUCUUAUUCACAGAGAUUACUGAUCACAUAAGUCAUCAACUGCAUUUACAGCAAGGUCAAAGCAGGAAUAAGUAUAUAUUUUCAAUAUAAAUUGUUCUGUUAUAAAGAUCUACUUUCAAUCACUUAUGUUUAAUUUAUAGGCAAUGUGACUAUGGACUAUUAAUAUGCAUGAAAUGUGUGUAUUUUCUACUAAGGAAUAAUACACAAAAACCUACUAUAGUCGUUGUAUCCAUGUUAUAUAUCCUCUAAGCAAUUUGUUUUAUUACCCAAUUACACAUUUGUAAUAAACUGAACAUGGUUAAGCAUUUUAGAGACUUUUUUUUUUUACAGGUUGCAAGGGAGAAUAUAUCUAUCUUCAACCCAUGUAAUACAACACACAAUCGUGUUUUUAGCAUUUGCAUGCUUGGCUUCUUUUUCCUUGUAUAAUGAAUGUGGUUUUUUUUGUUUUUUUUAAAUCUUGCAGACAGGACGUGUUGAUAAGAACCACCCCAUGGUCAGCGGGCAUACAGCUCCUGUACUAGAUAUCGACUGGUGUCCCCAUAAUGACAAUGUCAUUGCAAGUGCCUCAGAUGACACCACUGUUAUGGUAAGUGUUUCGUAACUUUUUGCGGUUUCUGUAAGUGUCCAAAAUGAAUUGAUUUUGUUUGUCACUCUCCACCCAAUUUUGAGCUGUCAAUGUCUAGAUCAUGUGAUUAACGAUAAAUGACUGAAGUAAAGCCUCUUUUUAAAACUCUAGUUACUACAACCAUAUUAUCUCACCGAAUUGAUUGUAGCUCCUGAAGUCAUCUGUCACUCCAUGCAGUGUUAAACCAAGUUCGAGCAGUAACACUGAAUGAGAGAUUCUGACCCCCACUGAAGGUAUGGCUAAGGCAAAUAAUAUACUAUUCCUUCCAGCUAUACCAAUUCACACACACAGUAUGCGCAGUGUUAUUCAGAAAGGAGUUAGCGGACAUUCUUAGCCAAUCACUGCUUCCCAUUGCUCUGCCUUUUGCUCCCUUACAGACUGCUUGCGGGGGAACUCGUUUAGCAUUAACCCAUUACUAAAUGGGUUAACACUGAAUGGAAGGGCAGAGGAGAUAAUAAUAUAUCUUUAUCAGGAUUAAGAGGUUACUGUACUUCAGUAACAUUUCAAGUCGAUAAUGAUUUCUAACUUCGACUGCAUUACCAAGAGAAAUAAUUUGUGAUUUGGAUUGUGAUUUCACUGGAAACGCUCACGUACUACUAUCAGCAGUCGAAAGAGUUAUUGAUUUAAUACUGAAUUUAGAUAUUUGUUAAGGCUGACUCUUUCCCAAGGACCACUAUUAAGAGAGUUGGAUAGCCUCUGCCAUGGCAAGAUGCUGUGAAUAUAACAUCCUUAGAUUAAUUGGGCAGAAGGCCAAUUCAGGAAAAUUGGUUGCUGUGUUCUGGUGUUCAAUUAUUUGUGCAUGACAUUUUCAAUCAAAGAAUGUAAAUCCAGUCAGUGACCAGGGAGUGCGCGGAAGUGAAUAAAUGAAUUGCUUCUCCCUGCUGCUAGCCAAGAAGUCAAGGGGCCAUUCUUAAAGGGACACUAUAGUCACCUGAACAACCUUAGCUUAAUGAAGCGGUUUUGGUGUAUAGAACAACCCCCUGCAGCCUCACUACUCAAUCCUCUGCCAUUUAGGACUUAAAUCCCUUUGUUUAUGAACCCUAGUCACACCUCUCUGCAUGUGACUUGCACAGCCUUCCAUAAACACUUCCUGUAAAGAGAGCCCUAUUUAGGCUUUCUUUAUUGCAAGUUCUGUUUUAUUAAGAUUUUCUUAUCCCCUACUAUGUUAAUAGCUUGCUAGACCCUGCAAGAGCCUCCUGUAUGUGAUUAAAGUUCAAUUUAGAGAUUGGGAUACAAUUAUUUAAGGUAAAUUACAUCUGUUUGAAAGUGAAACCAGUUUUUAUUUUCAUGCAGACUCUGUCAAUCAUAGCCAGGGGAGGUGUGGCUAGGGCUGCAUAAACAGAAACAAAGUGAUUUAACUCCUAAAUGACAGUGAAUUGAGCAGUGAAAUUGCAGGGGAAUGAUCUAUACACUAAAACUGCUUUAUUUAGCUAAAGUCAUUUAGGUGACAAUAGUGUGCAAUUAUAAAAUAUUCUUUCAAUAAGUUGCAAUCCUGUUAGUGCAGACCCAUUAUACCAUUUCUAGAAUUUUCAGCUUUUUUAGCUUAUCAGCUUAUCACUUUAGCUACUUUUCCCUAAUUUAUACCCCUUUGCCUUAUUCCUCCAACUUUUCCAAUUUUGUUUUCAUAUUUCUUUAUUUUGCACCUAUUGUCUUAUUUCCCUGAUUCAUCCCUCCAAUGUCAUAUUAUUACAUUUUCCCCACUAAUGCCAUAGUCUCCAGUUCAUUCCUUAUUAUAAUGUUUUAGAAAUGUAUUGUCCUACUAUUCUGAUUCACUCCCGUUUCCAUAUACUCGUCAAUUCUUUUGUUGUAAUCUUCCCCAAAUUGCCCCCUCACCCACUCCUUAUUGGUAUGUGGUACACAUGUGACACACACAAACUAAGAGGCAGUGCGUGUGGUGGCCUGUUAAUGUAAUGUGUGGGUUUGGAACACCAUGUGCCUUCCCUCGUCGUAAUAUGCCGCAUAACGUGAGGAAUCCAGUUUGUGUGGCUAGAUAAAGUUGCAAGAUAAAGAGAUGUGUAUUUCUACAUUUAAAUUUAUUUUUCACACCUCAAACAUACAAAUUUACUGAAUAUAUGAAAUAAGUACACAUAAUAAAAAUACUGGGACAGUUCCCCUUCAAGCAUAAAGAACUGGUCAGUGGAGGGGGUUUGCCAAAAUAUGCAUCUGGCAGAAAAAUGUGCACAAAUCUGAUAAUGCUACAAUCCUCUGACCAUUGAACACAGUAUGGUAUUCACUGUUUAGUGAAUACAUCUUUAAAUGUUCAUUUCAUUUUAUCUGUUCAUGUAUUAUCCAUUAGUGUUUUAAAAAGUGCAGAAUGAAAAUGUAACUAGAAAUCUGUUGGGAAUGUACAUUACUCUGGAGUUACGUCUGAGUUAUAUAUAGAACACCCAGCCAUAUGUCCACGGAGUGGGUUCUUAUUUAAAGCGUGAACUGUGGAGGGUUAAUGACGUGUAAAGUGAAAUGUAAGCCAAGAUAUUACAUUUGUAAAAAAAAAAAUAUUAAAAAAAAAUUAUUGGUAUAAAUGGCCAAAGUUUGCAAGGCAAUCUGGGAUUUUCCACAACUUGCUGGUUAGUGAAUAACCCCCUGUUUUUUGGAUCUCACGCUGUGAUACAGCAUUUAGUUCUAAUUUUAUACCUCCGUCACUGAGGGCCAGGGAAGCUGCUAAUCAGAUGCUAAAAACAGAGGCAGCCUUGUGACGAGGGUGGGGGGUUUCCAACAAGCUGAUAUUCAGCCAUCGGCACACUCUGAUGUCAGUUUGGCUUUUUAUUCUUUUUUAUGAGCCAGGAAAUGUGGCGUUCCUUUUGUUCCAUUUCUUGAGAACAGCUUUGGGGCUAUGGCCAGUGGAAUAUUGUAUGUGUAAAUUUUAAAUGCACCCAUCUCAUGUGCCGCAUGUAUCAGAACACCAGAGCACUCUGUGACAUGAGAAGGGAGGAGGCCAAAACAUCAUGGGUGUAACUGAGGCUUGCCUCAUCCUGUGCAUUUCAAUACUGUUGCCAUCUAUAUCACAAUGCCCUGUGUUAUUACUGUGUCAAUGUAUCUAACUAAAAACAUUACAUGUAAACUAUUUUCUGCAACCAGAACUUAAAGGAACACGAUACCAAAACAAUAUUGGAUUAAUGAAGCAGUUUUGGUUUAUACAUUAUGCCCCUGCUGUCUCACUGUAAAAUUAUCUGCCAUUUAGGAGUUAAAUCACUUUGUUUAUGCAGUGCUAGACACACCUCCCUGCAGGUAACUUGCACAGCCUUGCUAAACACUUCCUGGAAAGAGUCAUCUCACGUUUAUACUUUCUUUAUUGAUAAUUAUGUUUAAUUUAGAAUGUCUUAUUUCCUGCUAGCAUAGCAUUCAGGACCCUGCAGGAACUUCCUGUGUGUGAUUAAAGUUCAAUUUACAGAUCAGGAGAUAUAAACAUUUGAUUUAAAAUGCAGGCUGUGUGAGUCUAUAGUAUCCCUUUAAAUAUUUACUGUUCUUUGGGUUAUAACAAAUUUGGACAACAGAUUCAGCUGCCCACCUCUAUCCCAAAUAAAUAAUGGAAAACCUAUUGGGUAGCAAGCAGUAUAAUAAGGGUUUAAUUAAAACCUUAUCUAGUGCUUUUACAAGUUAUUUUAAAGUAUUGCACCAACCCAUUUUAUUAAAUAAAUAUGAACUUACAAGGUUAUUCAUAAAUGCGGAGAAUUUAAAGUGAAUAUCAAAUUGAAGGCCAAAGUAGCCGAACUGAUCGCAUAGUUGACUUGGAGAAUUUUCCUGAUUCAGCUUUUUUGACCUUAAAUUUGAAAUUCACUUUGAUUUCCCUGAAUUUCACACUUUAGCAAAUAACCCAGUAUGGGUGUAGGUAAGGGGGGACCCAUAACAGUUUGUGCACAGUAUCAGGGGAUGUACUAACAACAACCAAAGAGCAGGGUAGGAAGCAGAGACACUGGAGACUGUUUGAUAGCCAUAGUCUUGUAAUAGGUUUUAACAAACACUUGGAACCUCCAACCCACCUAAUCUUAAAGGGACACUCCAGGCACCCAGACCACUUCUGCCCAUUGGAGUGGUCUUGGUUGCCAACUCCCAUCACCCUUAACCCUGCAAGUGUAAUUAUUAAAUCAGACAGCCACUAGAGGGACUUCUGGGUUCCUAAAAGACAAAAAGUGUUUUAAACAACGCUGGACAACCUCACGCUAUGCUUGAGGACCUCCAGCAUCGCCAGAAACCCCAUAGGAAAGCAUUGAUGUCGGCAAGGGAGGAGCGUGGGCAGUUUCAGGUAAGUCACUAAAGGGGUUUAAACCCCUUCAGCAACAUGGAAUGGGGGAGGAAGGGGGAACUGCAGACUUCUGCAGUGCCAGGAAAAUUGAUUUGUUUUCCUGGCACUGGAGAGUCCCUUUAAGGGCAGCCAAAGAGUGCUGUGUGGAAUCCUUGGACAUUUAUGGUUUCAAAUAUAGGCAGAAAGGAAUGGUCCAUUUUAAAGGAACACUUUAAAAUAUCCCCUAUUUCUUACUUUAUAAAAGUGAUAAUUUCAAGAAAAUGACAGCCGGGAGAGUGCUAGUAGUGACAUCUUUGUGCUCAAGCAAAAAACGGAUGCUAGGCUUAUCAUGUUCUUUGCCUUCUAAUGCAUCACUUCUAUUUGUUCUUUUCAUGGCAAUCCGUGUCCACAUGUUCCAUCAGUGGAAACACAAGUUUGUCAGCGUUGAUUGUCAUCGUUAAUGACUACAAUGGCAUCUCCCGUCACUAGCAAAGAAGACUGAGAUAAGUAAUUACAGACAAUUUUGUGACCAGUAGUAAAUGAAUCCUCAUUGAUUCCAAUGGAAAUUGCUAAAGAAAUAAAAAUGCAAGUUCCAAUCAAAUAAAAUACCUACCCUUGUGGUCUUGUUGGACUGUGCUCAUGUAUUGAUUAGAACUACACUCACUUGUACAUGAUUAUUGUGCCUCCAUGUACAAUUGUUAUAUGCAGGGCUGCCAUCCGAAAUUUUAGGGCCCCUGACGCAGCUCAAUAUCUGGCCCCGAGUCCGCCCACAAGGAUGAAGUGUGUGUGUGUGUGUGUGUGUGUGUGUGUGUAUAGUGGAUGUGUGUCAUGGAUGCAGUAUGUAGUGGAUGUGGUAUGUGUGUCAUGGAUGCACUGUGUAUAGUGGAUGUAGGAUGUGUGUAGUGGAUGUGGUAUGUGUGUCAUGGAUGCACUGUGUAUAGUGGAUGUAGAAUGUACAUUUUGUGUAAUAUCUGUAUGCAUGCAUUAGAUGCACAGUUUGUGUACAGUGAAUGCAGUGUGUGUGUUUUUGUAGUGGAUGUAGUGUGUAUAGUGCAUGUAGUGUGAUUGUAUAGUGAAUGUAGUGUGUCUGCAGCGAGUGCAAAGUAUGUAUAGUGAUUGUAGUGAAUACAAAAUGUAGAUAGUGAAUGUAGUGUGAUUGUAGUGAAUGCAAAAUGUGUAUAGUGAAUGUAGUGUAAUUGUGGUGAAUGCAGAGUGUGUGUGUAUAGUGAAAUAUGAUAUUAAACCGUAUGUUGGUGGUGAAUCCCUGAUAGACGAAAUAUAAUAUAGUACCCUGAUAUUAGUCGUCCGACUAAUAUGACGUGAACCGGUUACUGUCUUAUUGUUUAUCCUCAUUUUCUCAAACCCUGGUUUUAAAGCAAACUUAUAUCACUGCAUGCAUUCCCAGAAUUCUGUAUGACUGUUCCAGAGAAGGAAAUAAAUAUUACUCAGACACAAUCACUGUAUUUCAUAUUCUAGUGACAUCUAAGAUGUUAUCUGAGUGUCCCACAAUGAGCACUGAUUCCCGGCACUGCUGCCAGCUGUAUACUGGCUAUUGUUGGACAACCAGCCUGUCUGGGCAACUAUUUUAAGUGUGCUGAUUGUGAUUCAUAUUUACCAGAGGCUGUAUAAUGACAUCUUAAGUGAUUCUCUUUUCCUGAACAGCUUUGCUGCUAUUGUUUCCAGUUAACAAAAUUUAUUGCACUGUUUGUCUGCUGUUACGGUAUUCGUCUGUCUUGCGGCUGCCUGUAUGCACAUAUUUUCUCUACGCAUUUCAUGUUUUAAAGGUUUUAACAAUGACCACUCUAGUAAAACAAUGUAUUUUCGUAUGGUCUGUUAUUUUGGAUAAAUUAAUAAACUAUGAAGACCUUUUUCCAUUUGUUUAUUAUUUCAUCAUCCUUUUAGAUAGUAAACUCUAUGGGCAGUGCCCUUUUCACCUACUGUCGUAUAUGUUUUGUUAGAAAUACACGUUUGCCUUGUUUCCUAUUAUACAGUGUUGCUGUAUAUGCUGGCACUAUAUAAGUAAUUUAGACAGCUGAAUUAAUACAAUUAGGUGUAUGGAAAGAUAUACUUUUGGGAGCUUCACAAUAAAAAAUAAUUACCUGGAAACACUACCAGAUUAGUUACUGAUCUCAGCAUCUUCUAAUACUUGAGUAUAAUAAAAACCAAAUGAAAAAAAGUUACUUGCUCACUAUCCUAAAUCCCUGUGCACAUGGAAAUAACUGGAGACUUUUAGUAUCACUCCAAUGGCCCUUCAAGUGUAAACUCACCUGUCAUGUCAAGGCAAAACCUUAGGUGAGUCCUACACUAACAAUUCACCUUUUGAUUUCAGACGAAAAGGAAAAAUCUGAGACAGAAAGGGGUAUUUUUCCAUGGGGUGGUUGGCAUAACUGUAGUGUAUUGCCCAGGGUGGCCCAAGAUAUUGUGCUGCCUGGAUCCAAGUAUGAAAAGCUGCUCCUUCCCCACCAAAAAACAAACAAACAAACAAGCAUAUAUGCUUCUGCAAUGGUAGUAUAUCUAUGUGGGUGUGCUGGAAGUGAAGUGUGUGCAUGUGUGUACUGGGGAUGUAGUAUGUGUCUUUGUGUGUUCUGGGGGUGUUGCUUGUGUCUGUGUGUGCACUGCAGCCAGGGCCGGCCUUAGGGGUGUGCGAGCUGUGCGGCCGCACAGGGCGCCAUGGUCCAGGGGGCGGCCUGACAGCCGACACAGCUCGCACAUGGCUGGUGUCAGGGGAGCUAAAUCAGGUACCUGGAUGGAGGAUUAAUUAUUCUCCACCUGGGUCUAUAAAAAACAAAACAAAAUCGAGGCAGCGACGGGGUCGGGGCUUAUCAAGCGUCACCUUCGGGUAGAUAAUACCUACCCGAAGCUGCACAGGAAGGGGGAAGCAGGAAGGCAUCCCUGCUUCCCCAACAACCAACUGCAUCCACUACCCCUUCCAGCCACAAUGGAAAGAGGUAAGUCUGUGUGUGUGUGUGACUGCCUGCAUGUGUGUUACUGUUUGCCUGUUCAUGUGUCUGCCUGCCUGUGUGUGUAUGUGUGUGAGACUGUCUGUCUGUAUGACUGCCUGCCCGUGUGUGUGUGACUGUAUGUCUGUGUCUGUCUGCCUGUGUCUGCCUACCUGUGUGUGUGUGUGUGACUGUCUGCCUGUGUGCCUGCCUGUGUGUGUGUGACUGUCUGACUGCCUCCCUGUGUGUGUGACUCCAAUUGUGUGUGUGUCGCUGUAGCUGUGCUGUUGUGUGUGCCUGUUCCUGUAUGUGUGACAAUCUGCCUUUAACUGAGUGUGUGUAUGCCUAUCAUCAUGAGUGUCUGCAUGCCUGUAACAGAGUGUGUAUGACUGUCUGCUUGUAAUGGAGUAUGUGUGACUGUCUGUCUGUAACUGUAUGUGACUGUCUGCUUUUAACUGUGUGUUUGGCUCUGUGACUGUCUGUAACUGUGUGUGUGUGUUUGAGACUGCCUGUAACGGAGUGUGUCUGUCUGCUUGUAACUGUUUGUGUGACUGUCUGCUUGUGCCUGUGUGUGACUGUAUACAGGCAAUUUGGUGGGGGGAGGUGGGAGCGCCGUGAAGACUUUUCGCACAGGGUGCCUAAUGGCCUAAGGUCGGCCCUGACUGCAGCCAAUACACUACCAAUAUUAUUAUUAUUAUAUUUAUAGAGCGCCGUCAAAUUCCGCAGCGCUUUACAAUGGGUGGACGAGCAGACAUGUAGUUGUAACCAGACAAGUUGGACACACAGGAACAGAGGGGUUGAGGGCCCUGCUCAAUGAGCUUACAUGCUAGAGGGAGUGGGGUUAAAUGACACAAAAAGGUAAGGAUAGUAUUAGACUAGUGACAGUUGCAGAAGAGGAAUCAGUCAGGAGCUAUUAACAGUUUAAUUGAUACGCUUUUAUGAAGAAGUGGGUUUUUAACGAUUUUUUUUAAAGGAGUGGAGACUGGGUGAGCAUCUAACGGAGGAGGGAAACGAGUUCCACAGGAACGGUGUCUGUGUAUAUGCAUGUGUGUCAGUGUUUGUAUCUGUGUGUCUGUAUGUGUGUCAGUGAUUAUAUCUGUGUGUCUGUAUCUGGAUGUGUGUCAGUGAUUGUAUCUGUUUGUCUAUGUACAUGUGUGGCAGUGUUGUGUGUCUGUAUAUCUGCAUGUGUAUCAGUGUGUCUGUGCAACUGUAUGUGUGUCAGUGUUUGUAUCAAAAACUGACAAACAUACAGAUGUACAGACAAUGGCAUACAUACAAUCCAUGGGGCCCCGGUGCAAAAACUGCUCCAUGGGCUCCCCCCCUCACCUCUCUCCCCUUCCCUUCCCUCCCCACUCUCCUCUGAUCCGUUGCCCCCCCCCUGACACAUACAUAGACACAGACAGACACACCCCCCCAACAGACACAUACAUACACACAUACACACAGACACAUAUAUACACACACAUACUGUAACGGAUCACCUGGCACCCCUUCGUUAAAGGAUGCUCCUAGUACUUUCCUGAGGGCUCCAAGCACUCCAGCCGACACCAUAACCCCCGUAGACUCCCUCCGCUCACUCAGACUCAGCCAGUAAUUACACACAAAAUCCUGCCUGUGAUAUAAUUACUGAACACAAUGGGUUAAUGUAAUUAUCACAGGCAGAGAAAUACAGUUUUUACACAUGUACUAUAACUUUAAAACUAUACAUUCAAUAUUCAUAAAAUGACAUAUUAAUACUCAGCACACUUUAAUUACACACAUAUCCAAAAUUUAGGUGAUUCCUUCCAGGGGUUAAAAAGUUAGCCGGAAGUCCUUUAUGACCGGAAGUCCUUCACACUGAAAAAAUGACCAUCGCCGAACGGGACUUAGUCUCUGCGGCUGAAAAAUCAGUGUAGGAGAAGGUUAGGGUUGAAAAAAAGAUGGCUGCCGCCACGUGUUUGUUUGCACGAACGGCGGCCCCCCAGUGGUCAGCAAUUUACUACAGAAGGCUCCCAGUCUGGGAGGUAAAUUGCCUGCACACUUCCAGUUCUAGGUGGUCUGCCUGUACAGUACUUGGUUCAUUAAGCCCCAUUUACUGAACCAAGUGGGAACAAGCCAUAAAGUAUUUUAAAGGUCUGGGGACAUAGUUUUAAAGGGGCAUUGUUCCCAAAAGUCACAAUAUGUCCCCAGACGGUUCUUAAAGGGCCAGCAUGGUCCAAUAAAAAUCCAUAAGCUCCAAUGCUGGUUUUAAAGGGCACCAUCUCCCAGGGGCCCUAGUCAGCAGGCAGGAGGCGGUCAAGCAGCCCCCUCCAAAAACCAGUGGUGAGGUCCCACUGGUUUUUUUUAUGUACAGAGACACAGACACACAUACAUACACAGACACAAAGAUACAUACAGACACACACAUACAGAGACACACACACAUAAUCCUUCUGCUCAGCUCCGUCGCGGGCGGUCUACUGAUGCCAGGAGCCGGAAUAUGAUUACAGCUCCCUCUAAUGCACUUACAGCGGCCAUAUAUAGAUAUGCGCCAUGGCUCCACUGGGGCCUAUGGAUGGGCCGGCCCUGGUAUUACCACACCUUCGCGUGGUUGGGCUUAAAGCAACACCUUUUGCAGGUGAAAUAUCAAAGUCAAAGACAACAAGCCAAGAUCAGGGAUUCCAGAAAACACAGCAUCAUUAAGCCAAGGUGGGUUAAAGAGUAGAAAGAUCAGGGUAGUCAGAGAAGCUAAAAUAGGUAACCAGGAAAUUUCAGGUAAUCAGGGUCGCUCUAUUGUGAUCACAAAGAAACAACAGCAGAGAUAAACUCAAGUAUUAUUCGGUUUGGGGCAUUUACUUAAUAGCCAUGCCCCAAAAACGUGAUUGGGCAUGGACAAUAAUGCAAUUUAGCGUUGAUGAUGUCAUGAAGUCUGUGUGACAUUAUCACAUCAUAAAAAGGGGAGGAGCAACAUAGUCUAGCAGUAGAAACGCUAGGUACCUGAGGGUUUGAAACUGACAUGGUGAGGGUUGUGGAUUGACGGUUAAUGGAUUAGGUCACACACCACAGAGGCUCUGUGACUCUAGCCCAGUAUUACAGCUUUCCUGCCUACAAUCACGGGGAAGACACAACGCCAGGCGACCCCCGGACCCUCCAGCCGAGCCUCACCGAGACGAGCAUCAGGCCUCAUGGACGAAUUCUUGUCCACUCUGGACGGCCUCCGACACACGGGGCCCAUUGACAAAAUGGCGCCAGGAUCUCCUGAUGCGGAGAGUGUCGCAGACUCGCAGCAGGACUCAUACCGGGUCAAAACCUUCUCGCAGAUAUUAGCCGAACUGUCGACAAUCGACUGCCAACAUUCUCACUAGGGCAGACAAAACGGCUCUGGUCACAGAGCUACAAUCAAUAAUUAGAGAGGAAAUGAUGGAGGUCCGCAGAGAUCUCACUGCCUUAGAGCAGUGGGUGACUGAACUAGAAGCCGAAAACAUUCAAGCCAUUCAGCACUCACAAGCCACUGACUUAGCCACAUCACGACAGGGUUCUGUUCUCCUGGACCUGCAUAGGCAAGUGGAAGACUUGAACAACCGGGGAAGACGCAAUAACAUCCGCGUCAGAGGCAUACCCGAGAGCGAAGGAGAAGACCUCACAGACACCCUAAUGCAGCUGUUCGAGCAGAUCCUGGGUGAGGAGGCCCCAGACGAGUUCCACAUAGAGAGAGCACACAGGGCAUUGCUCCUCCCUAGGAGAGCUGGCCUGCCGCGGGACGUGAUCUGCUGCCUGUUGUCCUUUCAUCUCAAGGAGGCCAUCAUGAAAGCAGCCAGACCACAAACCAUCACCUACCAAGAAGCUCAAGUGGCCUUAUUUCAAUAUAACCAUGGAAGCGUGCCAGGCACUGAGGCCUCUCACACGCCUACUACAAGAUAGAAGAAUCUCCUCUUAAUGGGGCUUUCCCUUCAGCCUCCAGGCCCGAAAGGACAACACCUGGCAUUCCAUGAGAUAGCCUAACCAUGUUCCUGCGGACCCUGGGCCUCCCAGCAGUUGCUGUGCUGAACUGGAUCCUGGAGGGUCCCCCUAUACACCCCAGGCUCCAGGGGGGGCUUAGGCCAGAAACCCGACCCAGAUGAGUGGUGGCCUGAUCGGUCCAGAAGAAUAUUGGGGACUCCAAACCCCUGGGCCCAACCCCUGUGGUCACUUGCCGUUUGAAUAACACAGCCCUUUCCAUAUGCACACCGGAGGCCCACCAGCCAUUGCAGAGAAGGGGAGACUGGGGUUCGCUGAUGGGUACAUACUCUCCCUUUGUUGUAGCCCCUUGAACGCAGUCUCAUAUUCACGGAUGCAUUACCUCCCUUAUCCAGCGGGCCUCUCGUUUUAGGUGUUGAACAGGUGGGGGCCAGGAAGAAGUUCACCGGGGACAAGCGGCUGGUAAAAUACACUCAUUACUCUGGCUGGGAAACAUUUAGCUUCUUAUGAACGGGCAAGCCAAUGAUAGAUGCCACCCUGCAAGUGUGUUGCUCCCUCAGGUUUCAACAACCCCCCUGACACCCAUCACGCAUAACCCGGACCUCGGCGGUGGCCUAAUACCGGCAGAACUCCACCAUUUUACACAAACAGACUGGCUGUAUGUACGCCAGUGUUGUCGGAUCCCCACUUAAACCACUGGCAGAUAUAUUUACUUAAGCCAUCCCUACUGGGAUGGAUAAAUACCACUACCACCAAUUUAAAGGAGCACUAUAGGGUCAGACAUGUAUUCCUGACCCUAUAGUGUUAAAACCACUAUCUAGCCCCCUUUGCCUCCCUGAAGAUAGUAAAAUCUUACUUGCAUUCAAGUCUGAAGCUUUUGUCUCUGUCUGUGAACUUCCUCUGACAUUAACAGAAGUGAUGUCCUGAUCCAAUCACAAUGCUUCCCCAUAGGAUUGGCUGAGACUGACCAGGAGGAAGAUCAGGGGGCAGAGCUAGCACAAUUCAAACACAGCCCUGGCCAAUCAGCAUCUCCUCAUAGAGAUGAAUUGAAUCAAUGAAUCUCUAUGAGGAAAGUUCAGUGUCUGCAUGCAGAGGCAGGAGAUAUUGAAUGUUUGGAUGCAUUUUAGGCUUAGGAAGGAUCUGUAACAGCCAUCUGAGGAGUGGCCAGUGAAGUUAUCACUAGGAUGUAAUGUAAACACUGCAUUUUCUCUGAAAUACAGUGUUUACAGCAAAAAGGUAAUGAUUCUACUCAUCAGAACAAACACCAUAAUAAGCUAUAGUUGUUCUGGUGACUAUAGUGUCCCUUUAAGACAUACUAUGCAGCUUUUCUCUGCAAGCACCUCCUCCACAGGGACCUUAUGCAAUUUGAAACUUUAUGCACAGCCAGCCAACACAGGUCAGGGGGAUCUCUAUAUUAUACACCAUGCUCGCCUAGGGGGGGACACAAACUCGCCUCGAAAUACAUUGCAAGAUGGGAGAGGGAGACUGGUACAUCACACUGACAGAGCAGGAAUAUGACAACGUUUUCAUACUUACCCAUAAAUGUUCCAUUAGCUCUAAAUUUCAGGAAACUAGCUUCAAACUACUUUCCCACUGGUAUAGAACUCCCGAUGUCCUACACCACAUCAACACAGGCAUACCAGAUGAGUGCUGGAGAUGCAGGAAUGCAACCCUCUACAUUUGGUGGUAAUGCUGAGACAUAGCACCCUUUUGAAUGAUGGUAAACACCAAGAUCAGGCAAAUUACUGACACAGAGUUGCUGCUACAGCCCCUCCCCAUGCUCCUACACCACACUAACAUGCCCAGGGGAACCUAUAAGAAAUAUUUGCCCAAACACCUGCUGACCGCAGAAAAAUCACUGAUUCCGACAUUAUGGACAUUAUGGGUCGACAGAGUUGGUAAGAUUUAUACCAUGGAAACACUAACGACAGCACUGCACGAAUGUUCGGAAAAAUGCACCCCGACCUGGGCUCCGUGGUUAAUGUUCAUCUUGGCAGGCGAGGUGGGACACUAACCCCCCUUCUCCCUGCCCGCCCCCCAGCACCUCGUGCUCACACCUAGUGGGGCAUCCCCCCUAUACAAACCCCUGCCCAUGCUGGGCACAGAUACCUAACAGUAACUAUUAAAACGGGCCCGGAGAGUGGACAUGGGAGUGACGGGUGGUGAAGGAUGAGGGGGAAGUUGGAUGCACAUGGAACGCAUUGGUGGUGGGUGGGAUCUGCUUCACGAUUCUGCCCAGACAACCCAGAGGCCCAUAAGACGCAAUACUGCAUCAGCCAUAAACCCCAAUACCACAUCUCACAGACUCCUAGUUGCAUGUCAUUACUUUAAACGGUAACCCAGCAAUGUCAAACUAGAUGCCCGGAGAACAAUGGGACAGACCCAGCCAACCCCAUGGUACAACACAGAACUAUUUCCCGUCAAAUGCCACCGCCCUAACAGGAAUGGCCAUUCCAGGGCCACUCCCCACAAGGGCACUGCACACUAUGCCCCACGACACUUUAGCACAUAGAUUACGUACUCCUUUGAGGAGACCACCAACAGGACAGGAAAAAUAGGAGAACAUCAUACCCUGGCACACUAGAGACAUGCUCACGUAUAAUACCUUGGACGAGCCCCAUGGCCAUGAUUAGUGUUGCUCGCAAAUGCCUUAUACAAAUGAAACGCAUAAACUGUGACUUAGUCUUACUUCAUUAUGGUUCAUGUCAGGCCAAUAACUUUAACACUGCUUGUUUGAACUUCUGCAUAUCCCACUGUUACGAUACGACAGAUUUGCACUCAUUAUUGUCACUGUAACAUAUGUGGAUGUCAACCCUGUACUACUUCAGUGUACCAUACUGAUAAAUGUUCACUUUUUCUCAAACGACAAAACCAAAAGUAAAGAUUCUCAUGAAAAAAAAAAAAGAAACUGACGUGGUGCCUAACAUAGGGACAGUAUGUUAGUGGCAUAGCGCAAGGGUGCUAUGUAUCUAGCCAUGCUUAAUCCGUACCAUUCUACGGACCCUUUACUCUACCAUGGACUAUUAAGGAUAGGGUUAAUUGUUGUACCACUAGAAAGCAAUGCUCUUCCACUGACCUUGUUAUAAGAGCAAAAAAAAAAAAAUGUGAUAUAUUUUCAGGCCAGAGAGUUGUAGAUAUUAAUUUCUGGCCUGGUUUUUAAAUGUACAAAAAAAUGUUUUAUGUUUGUACUUCCUAUGAAACCACGGAAUUUGUGUAUUGCUGUAAAGAGAAGAACUAUCUUUGUUUAAAGCAUAAUGCUAUGAAUCCCACAUAACAUCAGCAAUUUGCCCUUUUAUGUCCUCUCCAAAUGCUUGUUUCUGACUACUACUGCAUGGCGAUGGAAUGGGGACUCAUACCAAACACACAGCGCACUAACAGUGGGUGUUAAAAUGAUUUUAGAAGUUAAAUCCGAAGACACAUAGAUUAUUAGGGUUUUGCUUAAGUUACUCAGCCCUCUCACUAUUCAGUGCCGGAAUACGAAGACUCAAUUCCUAUUUGAUUAAGUAAAUGUUCUCAGAUCAUCAGAUGUGUUCUGUAUUUUUUUUAAUUUAUUUUUUUUACAGACCAUAGAAGGAAAACCAUUAUGAAGGUAUCGUAUAUCUUGUAAGCCUGAGAUAGACUUAUUAAAUGCUUUAAAUACUUUGUGUUCUGUAAGAAUUAAACAAUGUUUUGGCAUCGGAAUGUGAUGUCCAUAAAUGUGCCAGAGAGGAGCAUGGAUAAAGACAAAUCAUUGAAAGAUUAUUCUCUAAAACCUCUUACCAGGUAUACAAAUACUAUAAAUACGAUGUAAGUACCAUAGAAAGUAUUAAAAUCCUAACAUUUUACCGACCGGAGCACACCAUGAAGUUACAGAGUGCUUAUACUUCAGUCCAUUCUGCAUGUAGAAAACAUCACUAACCAGAGAAUUAAAAACUAGUGUUUUCUAUUGAACAUUUUCUUUUUUUUUCUUUUUUCUUUUCUUUUUUUUUUUGGAGGGGUAUUACUCCAUUGAGCCUCUUCUAUCCAUAUGCAGAAUAGGCUCUGAUGGACAAAGACAUUGCUUUGGGAAUUUUUAAUUUUUAUUUUUUUUAUACAUUUUAUAUUUUUGUGCAAUGUAUUAUAUGCUUUGCUACUGUCGGUCUGACUGUAUCAUGUUUCUUUUAUAUUUUUUUAUAUAUGUUUUGUUGUUAUACUCACUUUUUGAAUAUUUUUGAAUUUCAAAUUUAAGACUAAAAACGUUGAAUUUCAAAAAGAUUUCCGCUAGCUGCCAGUUCAUAUAUAUUCUUAUAGGCACCAAAACCACUUUAGCUUAAUGAACACAUUUUCGUAUAUAGAAGUUAAAUCACUUUGUUUAUACAGCUCCAUGUGACUUUCACAUCCUUCAUCCUAAACACUUCUUAAAGAAAACCUAGAUAUUUUAAAGUCCUUUAUUGCACAAUUUGUUUAAUGUAGAACUUAUCUCCCGUUUUUGUUAAUUGCCUGCUAGACACUGUCAGAACUUCCUGUGUGUGGUUAAAGUUUUAAAGUUCAAUUUACAGAGCAGGAGAUAAAAACUUAUAAAGCAAGUUAAUACCUGAUUGAAAAUGAAAGCAUUUUUUUUCAUGCAGGCUGUGUGCAAUUCACAUGCAGGGAGGUGUGGCUAGGGCUGCAUAAACGGAAACAUUGAUUUAACUCCUAAAUGGCAGAGAAUUGAGCAGAGAGACAUGAUCUAUACACAAAAACUGCUUUAUUAAGCUAAAGUUGUUUUGGUGAGUAUUAUAUCCCUUUAAAUUUGAAACUCAAGUCUCACUAGACUGAAGCUCCGUUACCUUCAAAUGGUGGUCCUGUGCAUAAUGGGUAUUCUCACCUGCUUCCUGUUCUGUUCCUUGCUAACUGCACAUGUGUUGCUAGCCACUGCCAUGCAACUUUGCUGUAUAUGUAAAUGUUGCCUGUGUAACUACUACAGUCCCAUGUGAUCUCCACCAGAUCCUGAGUGCAUGUGUCCUUGGGUUUUUUGGAGCAGCCAAAUGAUGUUCUAUUAACCACUUGAGGAUCGAUCCUCAACUGUCAUAACUUAAAACGAGCAGCGGGAGCGAUCAGAGAUCGCUUCCGCCAAUAUACCGCUGUUACUAUCUGCCAGGCAUGUAAGGCAGAUAGUAACAGCCACUUAUUAUGUUUGAGCGACACACGAUCACUCAUUAUUGGCUGCUGUCAAAUUGGGUGUUACAAACACUCACUUUGACAGUGAUCUCUGCCCCUCUCUCCUCUGUAGCGUUUUGAGAGAGAGAGAGAGAGAGAGAGAGAGAGAGAGAGAGACAGAGACAAAGAUUGUGAUAGUUUGUUGCCAGAAGUGCCAUAGCCUUCCAUAAUUCCUUUUUAACCCCUUCCAUGCCAAACCCUGUUACAGCAGUGCAUUUGUACUUAUUUGCCCUUAAGGGUUAUUUUUUGUUAAAAGCUGUGUAUUAGGUCAUUUUAGUCAGUUUUAGUCAUUUUAGCAUAGGGAUAGGUAGAUUUUAAAAAAAAAUAUGUAAAAGUGUGUGUGUGUUAGUAAUUUGUUAGUUUAGACAGUUAUAUAGGUAGUUAGAUAGUGUGUUGGUGAAAUAUGCAGCAUAUGUACAGUUUGGAGGAGGCAUAUGCCUUCUUGGCACCAGACUCUGACGCUACUGACACUGCGUCCGAUUUUGACCCAGGUCAGUUUUCUGACACAUCUAGAGACAAGUCAUCUGUGUGUGAGCCGGCUGCAAAAAGCUGUGCUUCCCCUGUUACUACUAAGCCCAACAUCCCCCCUUUUAAUGACAGGCAUUAAUGUCAAUGUGCAUGACUUCUCCCCUAUGCAAUAUAUGGAGUUAUUUUUAGGGGAUACCAUCUGGGAGGAGAUUGCUCCCAGACUAAUCUAUAUGCUACCCAAUUUAUUAAUACCAAUCCAGAUAGCUAUGCAGUCAGGGAACGUGCUUGGCAUCCCACAGAUGUCCCUGAACUGAAAAAAUUACUAUACUAUACUAUAUGCUCAUGGGGAUUAUAAAGAAGCCAUCAAUUCAUUCUUACUGGAGCAUUAACCCUAUCUGUUCUAAUCCAGUGUACUCCCAAACCAUGUUGUGACAAAGUGCCCUUCGCCACUUGCUCCUGGAGAGGCCUGCUUGCCAGCCUCCUCCCCUGUGACUAUGACUUUUUGAUAUAUUUGGCUUUAAAGCCCCUAUUCUAUCUUCAGACAGACUAUUUAUGUAGGUUGCUUUAUUUCUCUUAUGUUUUAGUCACCCUGUACCCAUUAUAGGUGCAGGGUGUGUGUAAUGUAAUUGUUUAUAGUGUGUGUGUGUGUACUGUGUAAUGUAUUGCCUGCUCUCCUGUACUGCUGAGGUUUGCUACCAACUAGGUGGGUUUGGCUAUGGAGCUUGUCUAGUGCCCUCUGUUGGUAGCAACAGCAAUAUGCACUACCUGAAUAGCAAGACUGGUUCAUUUGCAUAUUCGGGUAGAUUUGCAUAUUGCUAAUUCUGCAGUCAUGUGAGAUAUUUUCUGUUAAAUAUGGUCUCCCCCACCCCUUUAAAAAUUUGCCAUUGUGUUCUGAUAAGUCACUGUGUGUUGCCUGCUAUGGUUUGACUGUUUGUGAUUUUAUUGAGUUUUCACAGCAAUGUCAAUGUGGUGACCCUAUGGGCUGGUCCCAAGGGAAAUAAAGGUUUAGACAGUUCUUCUUGGUUCCUCUAAAUGUAGCCUUGUCUCAUUAUUGUAUGGAGUUGUUUUAAUCACACUGGGGAUUGCUAUGCUCUGCAUGCUCCCCUGGUCUUGAAUCAUAUAGCUCUUUUAAGAGUUUGUUCCUGACCUGCUCUCCUUGAUGGAGAGGUCUUCACCACACGUCCUGGAUCCUGGAGGUUCAUACAGGGUGGAAGGAAGAGGUCUUUCCCACAUGGUCCUGGAAGACAGAAGCUGAUCCAGGGUGGAAGGAAGAUGGUGAGACUCCAGUCAAGCUACAGCGGUUGAGGAGUCUGCGGUGGUUGGGGUGUCUGCUGCAGUGCUUGGAGUCCUCAGGAAUCGCUAGGAGCAUCCUUCAACAGAGAUACACAGUCUGGGUGCCAGGUGAUCCGUUACACAUGUCUAGAGCAAGAUAUGAGUUGCUGUUCCGCUGUUUACACUUUAAUGACAAUACCCUCUCUCAUCCCAGAGAUCACUCCCAAUAUGAUAGGCUUUAUAAUAUACGCCCACUGCUAAACCAUCUUCAAAACAAAUUUUCAGAAGUUUAUACUCUCCAACAAAAUACAUCAAUUGAUGAAUCCUUAAUGAAAUGUAAAGGGAGAUUAGGAUUCAAACAGUACAUCCCCUCAAAUUGCCCUAGAAAUGGCGUAAAAUUCUACAAACUUUGCGAAAGUGGCUAUACACUUGCCUUUCGCAUAUAUGAGGGGAAAGAUUGUUAACUGGACCCUCCUGGCUUUCCUGACUCUCUGGGGACAAGUGAGAAAAUUGUUUGGGACCUACUGAUCCCCUUGUUCAAUAAAGAUUACCACCUUUAUGUGGACAAUUUCUAUAGCAGUGUCCGUUUGUUUCAAACACUUUGUAGUUUGCAGACACUGGCCUGUGGUAGUGUGCACAAAAAAAAAUGUAAAAGAUUUCCCCAGACCUCUCAUACAGGCCAAAUUAACCCCUUAAGGACACAUGACGGAAAUAUUCCGUCAUGAUUCCCUUUUAUUCCAGAAGUUUGGUUAUUAAGGGGGUUAAAAAAAAGGAGAAUGCAAAGCUGAAGUGUUAAUAAUAAAAUUUAAGGACACAAAGGAUGUUAACAUGAUCACCAUCCACGACGAAAUGUCAGACAUCACUGUCUGAGGCAGAGUACAGACCAAACCUGUUUGCAUCAGGGAUUACAACAGGCACAUUUGGCUAAUCAGCUGAUAGAGCCAUAUCUGAUCUUAAAAGACCACUAUAGUGCCAGGAAAACAUACUCUUUUUCCUGGCACUAUAGUGCCCUGAGGGUGCCCCCACCCUCAGGGUCCCCCUCCCGCCCGUCUCUGGGGAGAGGAAGGGGUUAAAAUGUACCUUUCUCCAGCGCUGGGCGGGGAGCUCUUAUCCUCCUCCUCUCCUCCCAUUCGGCUGAAUGCGCACGCGCGGCAAGAGCUCCGCGCGCAUUCAGCCGGUCUCAUAGGAAAGCAUUUACAAUGCUUUCCUAUGGACGCUGGCAUCUUCUCACUGUGAAAAUCACAGUGAGAAUCACGCAAGCGCCUCUAGCGGCUGUCAAUGAGACAGCCACUAGAGCCUUUGAGGGCUGGAUUAACCCAUUUAUAAACAUAGCAGUUUCUCUUGAGAAUGCUUUCCUAUGAGACAGGCUGAAUGCGCAUUCAGCCGGUGAUGGCAGAAGGAGGGGAUUCCCCAGCGCUGAGGGAGCCUGACGCUGGAAAAAGGUAAGAUUUUAGCCCUACCUCACCCUAGAGCCAUGAGGGUGGGGGCACCCUCGGCACUAUAGUGGCAAGAAAACUAGUGUUUUCCUGGCACUAUAGUGGUCCUUUAAGAAAGACAAAAGCCUGGUAUAAAAAGGUGGCUAUCUAUCUUAUGCAAGUAACAACGCACAAUUCAUUUUUACUUUUUUUUUUUUAAUGAAUCCAGGAAGAACCACCUUUCUCCAAUUUCAUCUCAAGCUGAUAUCAACAAUAAUUUAUGAAGAUGAUCAAGUUCCAACAACAGUGCUAGAGGAUUCCAGAGUUGGGGCUACACAUUUCAUUUUCAAAAUACUGCCAAUCCCCAGAAACGUUGCAGAGCCUCUUACAAAAAAGGGAAAAGGACAGACACCCCCUUUUACUGUCCCAAUAGCCAUUCAAAACCUGGACUGUAUAUUGGAACUUGUUUUAAGCUCUACCACAUAGAAUAUACCUUUUUUAUAAUACUUGUUCCUCAUUUUCUUUACUUUGUGUCUUUUUAAAGCUGCAAAUUUUUAGUUGGUCCGUUUUCAUCCCCCAAAUGUCCAGUUAGUUUAGAGAUUGCUGCUAAAGGUGCAUUUGAUACCUGCACAUUUGUUCUUUAAAAAGUUAAGUUUUCUGGCAGUAAUAUAUAAUCAGCUGGCUAAAAUCAAAAAACAGAAUUCAAAAAUUACAAUCAUGCACUUUCUCUGAAAUUUUCUUAGCACAAUGGUUGGGGGAAGGAAGUUAAAACACAGCAUAUACAAUACCCUGACAUGUCUACUUUAUAAAAAUAUAUACUUGUAUGAUGGUAACAUUAACUGGGGGAUGCAAAAAUACACCAAACUGAAGGUAGGCCACGCAUACCUAUAUAUCAAGUUGAAAAACUGACAUGCAGAAGUCUAUAUCGUGACCUUUUAGCCUCCUAACAACCCAGCAAACCUAUGGAUGGAUGGUAUCACUGUACUCAGGAGAUGCUGCUGAACACAUAUUGCUGUGUUGUUCGGCAGUGACGCAUAACAGGAUCAGUUAAUUCAUGCCUAAAGUAUAAUGUGUGUGGAAGAAAUACUACCCAAAAGUUUGACGAAGGCUGAAGGUAUAAUUAGUGCGUUAAAAGUGUUAAAGUACCACCAUUUAAAAUACCCUGGGUUGUCUACUCUUCAAAAAUAUAUGGUUUGAUGGGGGUAAAAUACAUUUGCCCAUGGGCGUCCGCAGGAAUUUUUCCGGGGGGAGGGGGCAUUAUUUUAAUGACAUUCAUGCUUGGCUCCUUUUUAACAGUCAUGAAGGGGCGGGGCAUAGUCGUCAUCACAUAAAGCCAGGGUGACCAGAUUUUGAAAAUAAAAAACCGGGGCACCCAUUAGACAGGGAGGCGAAGCAGGGCGAGCCACGGAGAGAUCGACAUGACGCUGGAAAUAAGAUGAGUAAAAACUCAUUUUUAACGGGGGGAGGGGGGGAGGGCAAGAUACAUAAUGAGCAUUUUCACAACUAUGGUGUCAGGAAUACAUGUUUGUAUUCCUGAUACUAUAGUGUUCCUUUAAGCAAAUUAAAGGAACAUUCUGGUCACCAUAACAACUUUGACUAAAUGAAAAUGCUAUGAUACCAGGAAUCCCCUGGGCGCUCUCUUUCCUUUAAGUGGUUAAACCGCUCUUAAAUGGUUUAACCCCAAAGACUUCCUCCACAUCCAGAUCUCCAGGUCGCUCAGUGGUAUUCGGCUUCUGAAACGGAGUGUCAGGAAGGGCAGAUUGACGUCAGGCAUGGCUGCCGCUGAUUGGCUAGAGUGGUCAAGGGGGGCUACUUUCUGCUUCUUUUGCUCCAUUCUGCUCCUUUCUCUUUCUGAUCCAUUUCUGCUACUUUCGCUCCUUUCUACUCCUUCUGACCCUUUCUGCUCUUUGCAGACCUUUCCUGCUCAUUUCUGUUCCUUUUUGCUCCUUCUCCUACUUUACCUAUGUGCUCCUUCUGCCCCUUCCAGCUCCUUGCUGUCCCUUCCUGCUCCUUCUCCUACUUUACCUUUGCGCUCCUUUUGAUUCUUUCUGCUCCUUUACCUUUGUGCUCCUUCUGUCCCUUCCUGCUCCUUGCUGCCUCUUUCUGCUCCUUCUCCUACUUUACCUUUGUACUCCUUCUGAUUCUUCCUGCUCCUUUACCUUUUUAGCUCCUUGAUGUCCCUUCCUGCUCAUUUCUGUUCAUUCUCCUUUUUGCUCCGUCUCCUACUUUACCUUUGUGCUCCUUGCUGACCCUUCCUGUAGGCUGCCCCACAUGCCUUACCUGAUCUGUAGGCUGUUUCUCCCCCCCCCCCCCCCAUGCAACACUUGCCUAACCUGUAGGCUGCCCCCCCCCCCAUGCCUCACUUACCUAACCGAUAGGCCGCCCCCAUGCCUUACCUGACAUGUGGCUGUCUCCCCAUGCCUCACCUACCUAACCUGUAGGUUGCCCCAUGCCUUACUUACCAGUUCUGUUGGCUGCCCCCCCCCAUGCCUCACUUACCAGAUCUGUAGGCUGUCUCCCCCCAUGCCUCACCUGAUCUAUAGGCUGCCCCCCAUGCCCCACUUACCUGAUCUGUAGGCCGUCUUUCCCAUGCCUCUUACCUGAUCUGUAGGCUCUCUCCCCAUGCCUCUUACCUGAUCUGUAGGCUGCCCCCCUGCCUCACUUACCCCCCCAUGGUGCUCCACCUUGCCCUCCCCUGCGGACCUCCAUGCAUUGUCCCACUUCAAAAAUGUCACAAAUGGGACAUGGACGCAGGUUGACUACAUGUCAAUAUUCCAAGUUAAAAAAAGGAUAUGCACACCUGCCAAAUGUGGCCUUUUAGCCCCCAAACAACCCGACAAACCUACGCAUGCGUGGUAUCACUGUACUCAGGAAAUGCUGCUGAACACAUAUUGGGGUGUUGUUUGGCAGUGACACAUAAGAGGAUCUGUUAAUUCAUGCCUAAAGUAUAAUGUGUGUGGGAAAAAAAAAAAAAAAACACAAAAAAUUACUACCCAAAGGUUUGUCAAAGGCUGGUGGUAAAUUCAGUGCAUGAAAAGUGUUAAAAUACCAGCAUUUAAAAUACCCUGGAUUGUCUACUUUUCAAAAAUAUAGGGUUUGAUCGGGGUAAAAUACAUUGGCCUGCUUCAAAAAUGUCCCAAAUAAGACAUGUGCGCAGAUUGACUACAUGUCAAAAUUCCAAGUUGGAAAACUGAUAUACGCACCUGCCAAAUGUGGCCUUUUAGCCCCCAAACAACCCAACAUACCUAUGCAUGGGUGGUAUCGCUGUACUCAAGAGAUGUUGCUGGACACAUAUUGGAGUGUUGUUUGGCAGUGACACAUAAGAGGAUCUGUUAAUUUAUACCUGAAUUGCUAUGUAUGUGGAAAAAAAACUUUGAAAUUAUCCAUGCGAAGUUUGGCGGUAAAAUGGCUGCAUAGAAAGUGUCUUCUUCUUGUGUUUUCUCUCUCUUUGGGGGGUGCAAAGCUGUAUAUAUGUGUGUGUAUAUGUGUAUGUAUGUGUGUAUAUAUAUAUAUAUAUAUAUAUAUAUAUAUAUAAUUUUCUCUGGGUAUUUGUGCUAAAAAGGCUUAUUUUCUCGUUUAUGGAGCUGGAGCACCACACUUGCACGUCUGUCCAGGCGCUUGUUGUUUUCAAAAGUCGCCUUAACGUUUGGAGUUAUAUUUUCUUAAUGCUACGUGAAACUGUGAAUGUGAUAUUAUGGGCAGUCUGGGGCUGCUAGUAUAUACUUCUUGUCCUUAUUCUCUAAACAUUUCAGACCCUCAUAUUAUUUCCUAUUCACUUCUUUCAUAACUAACAAGCCUACUUACUAAAGUAAGAAUCCAAAGUAAAUUCAAAGUGGAUUUCAAAUUUAAGGUCAAAAUAGACAAACUGGAACAAUUCUUCUAACUCAGCUAUGCUUUCAGUUUGACUGCUCUGGCCUUAAAUUAUAAAUUCACUUUGACUUUUCACGUUAGUAAAUAACCUUGUUGUUGAUCGUAUACAAUGUAAUAAAUAAGAGUCACAGUUGUAUGUACAUGUGGAGUGUGAUCCAGAGAGUUAUGACCGAUAACAGUAUUACAAUGUCACUAUUGAUCAAUUUGAAAAAACAGUAUAUAAUUGUACUAAUUUUUUUAUAUAAUCUGUAUGGGAACAGUAAAAGAGAGAGAGGAAAAUUACAGCUAAACACAAACACCACAAAAGUGUAAAAACAGCUCUGGUCCUUAAUGUACAACAUGGCCAAAACAGUCCAGCCUUUAAGGGGUUAAAUUAAUAUUUAAAGUCCAUGAAGAGUUUGUUUUUAUUACUUAUUGCAUACGUAAGUUUAUUACUAUUAAUUACUUAUGCAGUUCUUGGUAGCCCUAAGCCUGUCCCUGAAUACUCAGUGAAUUAUUGAAUCUGACUCGGCUUUGUUUUCUUAGCAACUUUUCUGGAAUGUGGGUUAUGUAUAAAAAGUGUUGUGUCCACUUUUUAGGAAGUUUAUCUGGCCUAUUUAUUCCCUUAUUUAUGUUAAAAUAUUCCUUUCUACGUAUCGUCCAUAAUUUUAUUUUCAGGUACCAUUCUGGUUCUUUUUUUUUUUGUUCUGGUUGACAAAUUUGCUCUUUUAAUGUUUAAAAAAAGUGGCACAAAAAUUUUAAUUUUUAUUCUCAACAUUUUCCACCACUGUCACACUGGUGGAUUUUCUGAGACAGCAAGUGGCUUUCAAAGUUUUCAUUUUAAGGAAUAUUAAAAUCUGCAAGCAAUGAUAAAGUAAUAGGGGGGAAAAGGUGUCAAAAAAUGAUUAUUUUGGUGCACUAGAAAAAGAAAAAUCAGUUUACUAAUGUAUAAAGAUAGAGUCAUGGCCAGUUCAAGACAUUGUGCUGCCUGGGUCGAAGAUGAAAAGCUGUCAGUGCGUGUGCUGAGGAUGCAGCAUGUAUCUGUGCGUGCUGGUGAUGCAGCGUGUAUCUGUGCGUGCUGGGGAUGCAGCGUGUAUCUGUGCGUGCUGGGGAUGCAGCGUGUAUCUGUGCGUGCUGAGGAUGCAGCGUGUAUCUGUGCGUGCUGAGGAUGCAGCGUGUAUCUGUGCGUGCUGAGGAUGCCGCGUGUAUCUGUAUGUGCUGAGGAUGCCGCGUGUAUCUGUGCGUGUGCUGGUGAUGCAGCGUGUAUCAGUGCGUGCUGGGGAUGCAGCGUGUAUCUCUGUGUGCUGGGGAUGCAGCGUGUAUCUCUGUGUGCUGGGGAUGCAGCGUGUAUCUCUGUGCUGCGGAUGCAGCGUGUAUCUGUGUGUGCUGCGGAUGCAGCGUGUAUCUGUGUGUGCUGGGGAUGCAGCGUGUAUCUGUGUGUGCUGGGGAUGCAGCGUGUAUCUGUGCGUGCUGGGGAUGCAGCGUGUGUCUCUGUGCUGGGGAUGCAGCGUGUGUCUCUGUGCUGGGGAUGCAGCGUGUGUCUCUGUGCUGGGGAUGCAGCGUGUGUCUCUGUGCUGGGGAUGCAGCGUGUGUCUCUGUGCUGGGGAUGCAGCGUGUGUCUCUGUGCUGGGGAUGCAGCGUGUGUCUGUUCGUGUACUGGGGGUGCAGUGUGUUUGUGUGUAUGUUGCAUUAUCCACUACUAUACAUUGCACCAAGUUAAAGCCUUAAACUGAUGUAUUAACAUGUAGGCAAUGAGACAACAGCUAUGCACAUGAAACCCUGCAAGGAAUGAACAUGCUUUUAAGGUGUUUUAUUAUUUUCUUUUUCUCAAUUACCUAAUUAAUGUUUUAACACAAUAACUUUGAUUUGAUAGUUGUUGUUGUUUUUCCCUAGGUUUGGCAAAUUCCAGAUUAUACACCAGUGCGAUCAAUAACAGAACCUAUUGUGACCCUGGAAGGUCACUCCAAGAGAGUUGGUAUAAUCACAUGGCAUCCUUCCGCUCGCAAUAUAUUACUCAGUGCAGGUAAUAAUCUACUGCAGAAUAUUUUCUGAGCAUAGAUCGAAGUAACCACGGGUGUAAUGUGACUCCAUAUUUGUAAGCAUCAAAUUCCUAUACCAUCUGCCAUAUUGUAAAGUAGUUUGUGAUGGCCACAGAAAUUACCAACAAUCCACUAUUAAACAACAGCAUUUAUACUAAUCCAUAUUCUCUAGUAUUGUUGGUGCACAGUGUCAAAAAGUAGAUAUUCCUGAAAAAAUUUCUGCAUUUGCUACUGUCCUAUUUGUGGCCUUUAUAGUGACGGCUGUCAUUUGAAUUAAAUAAGGUACUAUACACUAAAACUGGAAUUAUAGAGAACAGACAAAGUAUAGUAUACAUUUUAGGCCUGUAUAAUUGACCUAGCUAAUUACCUGACUUUCAAUUCAGCUAUUUUGAACUCAAAAUGAUGAUAGUUUCACCAUUCUCCACAAUUCCUGUUUUUUUUUUUUAUUGUUGAAGCAACACUUUGUGAUUAAUUAUUAGGAACUGAGAAUGUUUUCCUAAUCAUAUAACCAUUUAAACGUUUCUUUAGAAGAAUAUUUAUUGCAAGUAAAUUAAGUGAUAUAACACUGGAGGCCCUGACGCAUUUUGUAGGUUUUGGCCUUAUCUCAUAUUUGUGCUAUAUUUUUGGUCACAUUUAAAGCUUAGUUUUCGGGAAUUUUUUUUUUUUUUUCUGCAUUCUGUUGGAUACUCUACCACCAUAGCCACUUCCUCCCUGUUUCACAAAAGUUUUCCUGAUUGCAAAGUAAACAAUGCAGCUAUAAGAGAUCCAUUUGAGCUGAGCUGCUGACUAAACGCUGACUUAACACAGCCAACCACGGUCCUAUAAACACCAGUAUAGUAUAUCAAAGCUGUGCUACAUGUAGAGAAAAAUCCAUUAUCAAUAUAAGGCCCAAGCUAAUCAAUUGUGCUGAAGUUGUGUUAGUACCUUGAGUCUCCUUUUAAUGAUUCUGUUUACUGAAGGUUGGAAUAAUAUUAUGCAUGUUAAUUGUGAUAUUUUUCCAUUUUACAAAAAUGCUUAACCGUUUCAUGUUUCAUUAUUUUUAUGCUUCAGCUUUAUUUAUUUUUUUCAUAUAUCACCAUUGAUUUAUAAUAAGUGCUAUAUAAACUCUUGCGCAAUCUGUUUAGCAGUGCAUCAACGCAUUAAAGGAAAACUGUUCCAAACACAGCCAAAUAGUAGCUCUAGUGAUGAAUUAUUACUGAAUAUGAUCAUAUAUGGUAAACAAAGCAUUCGGAAACCAGACUUUAGCUAAAAAUGUUCUUUGUUAUAAUGUAUCUAAUUUGCAUAUGAUAAACAACUUUAAUAUAAAAACAAUAAUCUAAGCUUACUGCUUGCAUUUGAAUCUGUGGUUGAGAAUGGGAAUGUUCUUUGGAACCAGUGGAAUCACUAUAGUGUGUAGGGUUCUUGAAUGUAUUGGGGGGGGAAAAAAUCAUAAGAUGACUCUCAAAGAAUUGUUUUAUUUAUUUAUUUAUUUUUUUUAUACCCUUUCUAAACUUGCUGUUAGGUAGUGAUAAUGCAAUAAUUAUCUGGAAUGUCGGAACAGGCGAGGCUUUAAUUUCCCUUGAUGAACUACAUACUGACCUCAUUUACAAUAUCUGCUGGAACUAUGAUGGAAGCCUCAUCACAACUACCUGCAAGGAUAAGAAAGUCCGGGUCAUUGACCCACGCAAGAAUGAGAUUGUGGCUGUAAGUGUCUGGCUGUCCUUCUACCUUGCUAUCCUUUUAUGGUCCUCCUUUUCUCUUUAAAGUGGAUGUGUCUUGUUAUUAUUUUCUAGUGUAAUACAAUUCUUUAUCAAAACUUAGAUUUUCAGAUGAAGCGGUUUUGGUGCCUAGAGUGUCCCUUUUAGGAACACAGAUUGAUUGUAUUGGAAUUUUACUGAAAUUCCAACCCAGUCAAAAGACAUACUGAGACACAAAGUAGGGCUUACUUUGUCUCUGUGUUUUUCCUCCGCUUGACAGAAAGGCGGAGCUACCGCCGUCAAGCUUGUCAUUUCUCCCAGCCAUCACCAGUGACUGCUGUAUGGGAAAAAAACCUCUUUCUAUGUAGGAUCCCGUGUUUUCGAUGGAUCCUCCAUAGAUUUCCAUGCUGUACUAUCACUCUUCGGCAAGAGUACAACGCUAGCAGCGGCUCCUGGAGCUAAAAUGCCAGGAGCUGAAGAAGAGCAGAUGAAAGAGGAUGGCAGCACCCACAUGGGACAGAUUCAGGUAAGUAAAUAUCACCUCUCCUGGCCCCGCAAUAGGCAUAGGGACCUCCAUUGGCAAUGUCCCUGUUGGGGGACUCUGCAAAUUAUGCAAAAACCCCAGACAGUGACAGGGCAACUUUAAAGGACCACUAUAGUGCCAGGAAAACAUAAUCGUUUUCCUGGCACUAUAGUGCCUUGAGGGUGCCCCCACCCUCAGGGUCCCCCUUCUGCCGGGCUCUGGGGAGAGGAAGGGGUUAAAAUCUUACCUUUCUCCAACGCCGGGCAGGGAGCUCUCCUCCUUUCUCUGAAACUGCUAUGUUUAUAAAAAAAAGGGGUUAAUCCUAGAUGGACCUGGCACCCAGACCACUUCAUUAAGCUGAAGUGGUCUGGGUGCCUAUAGUGGUCCUUUAAACAUUAUUACACAUUGUGUACGUUCUCACAGCAGAGCCCUGAGGCCUUAAUUUUUUGAAGGUCACUGGAACAAAUAUUGGCAAGUAAGCUAGGUAAUAAUCGUACAGCACUGGUUCUCCAGAAUAUAUUCUAAAACCAGCAAAAUAUGAUAUUUUGGAGAAACCGUUAUAUUUUUGAUAAAGAAUUGUAUUAUCGUAAUAAAAAAAAAGUCAGAAUCUUGUUUUAUGUUUAAAAAAAAAAAAAAUAAGAUUAAAUAUAGAGUCAAACGCUGUAACAGAUAUAAUCCACAACUAAUUAACUUUUCUUUCAAAUAGAUUUUUGCAUAAACCCCCAUACAGCUAUGCUUAACGAAUCAAAUGCCUGUUUGUUCAGCAAAUCACAAACAAACCAGUUCAUUCAUCCAGCAAUAAACUAGCGUUUGAUUUUUUUUUUUCAGCACAGCUGUACGGAAUUUCUGUACAAGUCUAGGCUCAAUUGGAGGAUUAAUGUGAUUUUCUAGCACAAGGGGGCACCCUAAUAUUGCAGCAAUCUUGUACUAGAUUAGAAACUGCUUGUUUGCCCUCACCCUCCCCCCCUUUUUUUUCUUGUAAUUUUUGUUAUUGUUUUGUAAAAAUUUCCAAAAAUCUUUAAUACAAAAUAUUUAAAAAGAAACUGCCUGUUUGCUAGUGCAGCGGAAGAUUUAACAAUAUGGUGCUAGUAAUACAAAAUAUAUAUAUAUAUAUAUAUAUAUAUAUAUAUGUCAAUAUUACUAUUGAUAGAUAUCCAAUUUCCCCAAUAUUCCUAGUUUGGCCAUAUGUGAAUUUUUUUUUUUUAUUGUGUCCUAUUCAUCACCAUUCAGUAAAAAAAAAAAAAAACAGGGUUAUUCAUUAAACUAUGAAAUAUCAGAAAUUAAAAGUGAAAGUGAAUUCCAAAUUGUAGGCCAAAUAGUGAACUGGAAAAAGUCUCUGGCCUAAAAUAUUUUAUUUUUACACUUAUUCAUAUAAUUUGGUAUGCAAAACCUCAUUGUUAAAUCUAUCCCGUUUAUUUUAACUGUAUUCUCUUUACCUCUCUGUCCCCACCUCUUCCAUCCCUGUGAUGGCUUGAUUUGCACAUUCUUGUUGUAAUUUAUUAGAUGUCUAGAAUGUGAGUGUUGUUAUGAGGUACAUAUAUAACUGGUCUGCAAAGAUUACAGGGGUUAUACAUGCAAUGACAGUCACAAUGCACCUUUGUUUAAAUAUUUUCUGCAAACUAUCUACACAGUCAAUUAAUAAUUAAGUACAAUAUUGAUACUGUGCUUUAAUGUAGUGAAUGCUAAUAAUGGGCAUGGCACUGUACGUUUCCCUAAUAUACUGACUGCUAAGAGUGAGGCUACUGCUGGGCUUUCCUUUAAUAUAGUGACCGCUAAGAAUGAGCCUGGCACUGUGCUUUCCUUUAAUACAGUGAGCCUGGCACUGUGCUUUCCUUUAAUAUAGUGACCGCUAAGAGUGAGCCUGGCACUGUGCUUUCCUUUAAUAUAGUGACUGCUAAGAGUGAGCCUGGCACUGUGCUUUCCUUUAAUAUAGUGGCUGCCAAUAGUGAGCCUGGCACUGUGCUUUCCUUUAAUAUAGUGACUGCUAAGAAUGAGCCUGGCACUGUGCUUUCCUUUAAUAUAGUGACCGCUAAGAGUGAGCCUGACACUGUGCUUGCCUUUAAUACAGUGACUGCUAAGAGUGAGCCUGGCACUGUGCUUUCCUUUAAUAUAGUGACUGCCAAGAGUGAGCCUGGCACUGUGCUCUCCUUUAAUAUAGUGACUGCUAAGAGUGAGCCUGGCACUGUGCUUUCCUUUAAUAUAGUGAGCCUGGCACUGUGCUUUCUUUUAAUAUAGUGACCGCUAAGAGUGAGCCUGGCACUGUGCUUUCCUUUAAUAUAGUGACUGCCAAUAGUGAGCCUGGCACUGUGCUUUCCUUUAAUAUAGUGGCUGCCAAUAGUGAGUCUGGCACUGUGCUUUCCUUUAAUAUAGUGGCUGCCAAUAGUGAGCCUGGCACUGUGCUUUCCUUUAAUAUAGUGACUGCUAAGAAUGAGCCUGGCACUGUGCUUUCCUUUAAUAUAGUGACUGCUAAGAAUGAGCCUGGCACUGUGCUUUCCUUUAAUAUAGUGACUGCUAAGAGUGAGCCUGGCACUGUGCUUUCCUUUAAUAUAGUGACUGCUAAGAAUGAGCCUGGCACUGUGCUUUACUUUAAUAUAGUGACCGCUAAGAGUGAGCCUGGCACUGUGCUUUCCUUUAAUAUAGUGACUGCCAAUAGUGAGACUGGCACUGUGCUUUCCUUUAAUAUAGUGACUGCUAAGAAUGAGCCUGGCACUGUGCUUUCCUUUAAUAUAGUGAGCCUGGCACUGCGCUUUCCUUUAAUAUAGUGACUGCCAAUAGUGAGCCUGGCACUGUGCUUUCCUUUAAUAUAGUGACCGCUAAGAAUGAGCCUGGCACUGUGCUUUCCUUUAAUAUAGUGACUGCUAAGAGUGAGCCUGGCACUGUGCUUUCCUUUAAUAUAGUGACCGCUAAGAGUGAGCCUGGCACUGUGCUUUCCUUUAAUAUAGUGACCGCUAAGAAUGAGCCUUGCACUGUGCUUUCCUUUAAUAUAGUGACUGCUAAGAGUGAGCCUGGCACUGUGCUUUCCUUUAAUAUAGUGACCGCAAGAAUGAGCCUGGCACUGUGCUUUCCUUUAAUAUAGUGAGCCUGGCACUGCGCUUUCCUUUAAUAUAGUGACUGCCAAUAGUGAGACUGGCACUGUGCUUUCCUUUAAUAUAGUGACUGCUAAGAAUGAGCCUGGCACUGUGCUUUCCUUUAAUAUAGUGAGCCUGGCACUGCGCUUUCCUUUAAUAUAGUGACUGCCAAUAGUGAGCCUGGCACUGUGCUUUCCUUUAAUAUAGUGACCGCUAAGAAUGAGCCUGGCACUGUGCUUUCCUUUAAUAUAGUGACUGCUAAGAGUGAGCCUGGCACUGUGCUUUCCUUUAAUAUAGUGACCGCUAAGAGUGAGCCUGGCACUGUGCUUUCCUUUAAUAUAGUGACCGCUAAGAAUGAGCCUGGCACUGUGCUUUCCUUUAAUAUAGUGACUGCUAAGAGUGAGCCUGGCACUGUGCUUUCCUUUAAUAUAGUGACCGCCAAGAAUGAGCCUGGCACUGUGCUUUCCUUUAAUAUAGUGAGCCCGGCACUGCGCUUUCCUUUAAUAUAGUGACUGCCAAUAGUGAGCCUGGCACUGUGCUUUCCUUUAAUAUAGUGACCGCUAAGAAUGAGCCUGGCACUGUGCUUUCCUUUAAUAUAGUGACCGCUAAGAGUGAGCCUGGCACUGUGCUUUCCUUUAAUAUAGUGACUGCCAAUAGUGAGCCUGGCACUGUGCUUUCCUUUAAUAUAGUGACUGCCAAUAGUGAGACUGGAACUGCAAUAACGCCCUUUACACAAGCGCCCCCUCCAUAAACAAAAAACAUAUUCAGAUACAAACAGUGACACAAACGGAUACACAGGGGCUCACAAUAACACACAUGCAGAUCCAAAUGCAGACACACAUAGAUACUUAUACACAUACAGACACACAUAUAGGUACACAUGCAAACAUACAUGUACAUAUAGACACACAUGCAAAAAUACAGACACACAUUCACAUACAGGCACACAUAAGAGCUUAAGGAUUCCCUAAUAUCUAACAGAGAGAGGUUCAUGUCACCAUGUAGAAGAUUGAAACACCAACCAUUGGUCUAAACGGUGCACUGUGCUGUCUUCGUCUAUAAUUCAUGUGCUGUGUUAUUGCUGUGUCAAUUGCAUGCUUACAUUUGAAAGUGAUAAAAGUAUUAGAAACUUGGAAUUAAGGGGGCAGGGACAUAAUUAAGGCCAGGUACCAUUUAGUAGUUAAAAGAAAAAAGUGACACAAUUGCUGUGGAUCAGUUAAGAUACAAGCUUUAAUCACGCCACAGUUUUGUCCACUGCAGUGUGGUUGUUUGAUAGUUGUGAUACAGAAUUGUGAACGCCUGGCUCGUAAGAAACCUCAACAUUUAUUAAAGGGACAUUCAAAGCACCAAAACAACUUUAGCUUAAUGAAACCGUUUUGGUGUAUAGAUCAUGCCCCUGCAAUGUCAAUGUUCAGUUAUUUGCCAUUUAAGAGUUAAAUCACUUUGUUUCUGUUUAUGUAGCCCUAAUAACACUUUCCCUGCCUGUGACUCACACAGUCUCCAUGGAAAAAUGGUUUAGUUUUCUUUCAGAUUUUAUGGCACAGAGUGUUUACUUUAGAAGUUCUUAUCUCUCAAUUGUUAAUGUAAUGAACUUUAUUCACGCACGUGAGACUGUUGCAGGCAUGUUAACAGAGCAGUAAGUAUGAAAUUCUAAAUGAAACCCACUGUGCAUUAAGGGAUUUUUUAAAAAACAGGUCUCUCUGAACAGUAAGUGUUUAGAUAGGCUGUAGUCACAACGAGGUGAGAUCUGACUAGGGCUGCAAAAAAACAAAGCGAUUUACAGCAGCUCUGACACCUUCAAGGGCUUUUGCAUAUUCAAAUCCUCGGACAGUGACUGGGUGACGCGGGGUGCAGUGGAAGAAUGAGUUUUACUUAUCCGCCACAAGUCUUCCCGCUGGUCCUCUUCAGCUCCUGGUGCCUUAUCUGCCAGGAGCCCAUGUCAGUACUGUACUCUCGAGCAUGCACAAGAGUACAACACUGAGAGAUCUAUGGAGGAUCCUGUGAGACUGCCUAGAGUGUUCCAUCUUGUUGUAGUGUUGCUUAUUGUAUCAGGGGUGUGAAUCACUGACUAGCCUGACACUAACCAGCAUGUCUGUUGUUUUCACUUGCUGUGAUCGACUUAACCUGCUAAUCAAACAAUAUAGGAGAAAAGUGGGGCACAUGAAGGGGCCCGGCCAAUCAAAUCCAUCUUUUUGUCGGAUGGCAAAAUAUUCACCACUGGCUUCAGCAAGAUGAGCGAACGACAGUUGGCACUGUGGGAUCCGGUAUGAGAAGGUGUUCUGCAUGUUUUAUUUAUUCUACAUAUCUUUAAAUUUACUGUUUUGUUAGCUGCACAAGCUUUGCAGAGUUCCAAUGGUGGCAAGACCGAGGACUCUCUACACCUGCCUUUGGGGAGUCAGAAAGAGCUCAAUUCAUUGAAUGAUGCAGAUAAUCUCCUAUAAUAUUUGCCCAGUAUUUAGGUUAAUUUUUUAAUAUAUACCGGUGUGUAUAUAUAGUAAUGAUUCCAGAGAGUAAGCAGUAACUGUGAUCCUGAACCUUUAGAUUUACAACUUUUAAUAUUGUUUUAUUUGAGCCAGAUGAGAGAUGUGACAUCACCCAAAUUGUAGUGUUGAAAGAACAUCCCUUGUUGUAGGAUUUCAAUAUUCAGAUAAUAUUUGUUAUUGUGCAAAAACUAUAUAUAACCUGGUUAAGAACUAUUCCUGACCAUGUUUCUAAUAUAGCUCUACAAGAGCACGGGGAGGUGGUCAAAACUAUGUAAGCUAUUGGUUGAGUCAUCUCUGCUCAAUUCAGGCACCUUUAAAAGUCCUGUUGAUGAUGAGCCAGGAUUGGCAUGUGCUAGCUUAGCAUACUUUCAUUACACUGGUUGGUUCUGUAACUAGAAUGAAAUGUUCCUAAAUCUUACUUUUAAGAAAACUUUUUUUUAGGAUUAUUUUCCAUUCAGAAUGACUUAAACACUGCCUUUUCUGCCACUCUCCACAAGCAUAUAGUUCCUGUAAGAUUACAUUAUUUGGCUGUCUAAACGGGGGCCCUGGCCAGUACUGAAUGCCUCUUUAUUUCUUUAAUGUUGCUAAUACUCUCUGGCAUUGUUCAAAGGUCAGCUGCACAGACAGCAGCCCACACUAUAUUUUCAGAUCUAUAUCUCAUCCCUUAAAGACUUAUUGACAGGCCUUUCCGAUCUCCCCAUCCAGGGUCACCUUGGUAUCCAUAGCUGCAAAGGUUUGUGAGCCAGUAACACCCUGUGCUGCUUGUUCUGCCAGGACAAGCGGCUUUUGUGAUUAUAAUCCUGUUAUGACGAGUUUGUUUUCCACCUCCCAACCCUCACAGGAGAAAUGUACCCCCCAUGAGGGGAUGAGACCCAUGCGCGCGAUCUUUACCAGAGAUGGAAACAUCUUUACUACUGGUUUUACACGGAUGAGUCAGAGAGAGUUGGGCUUAUGGGACCCGGUAAUGGUAUACGUAAAUAGUCCUGGCAAAUUGUUAAUUAUUGUCACUGUUUCCACAACACACGACACUUGGAAAUAUCAUUGCGAAAGAAUUCUCAUAUCAAGAUGCAGGUGAAAAAUAGCUAAAUAAGCACACGUAGUAUGAAAACAAUAAAUCGUGCCAAAUAUUGAUUAUAUACAGAGCCUGUUAAUUAAGUAUGCUAAUAUAUGAAUAGUUUCAUGCCAACAUAAUGGGGGUUCAGAAUCUUUGUGCACCUCUUCGUAGUUAGUCUACAGUAAUUCACAUGCACAGCUUGCCGUAGACUAGCUAAACAUGUUAAGAGUUUUAGUUCAUUAAGAUAAUUAUAACUUACAGGGUUGUUUAGAAAAGUGAGAAAUGUUGGGAAUUCAAAGUGAACUUCAAAUUUAAGGCCAAAGUAGGUAAAUUAGAAACAUUCUACAAUCCAGCUAUGCUCCCAAUUCAUCUAUUUUGACUUGAAUGCUGUAAUUCACUUUGAAGUCCCAACAAUUCUCACUUUAGUGAAUAACCGUUAUUGUUUGUUUCUUCAGAUAGAGCAUAAUAGUUUUAUUAUACACACUGUGUAUCAACAGUAAACUUGUGCAAAAAUGUGUUUGAGCGGGUUCAUCUGAACCAAAUUCCUUUUAAUUCACACAAUAACACAUUUAUUAAUCCGGAACUUACCUGUAGGGUCUUAUUCAUUGUAAAAUAUUCCACAGGUAAAUCCUAGGCAAAGUGAUUCAUUCAGAUGUCCAUUAAAAGUAAUUUGAUUCGGACGAACCAUGUUUGUUCCACUUUGGCAUCUCAAUUAUUGGUAAACCUUGGUGUAGUACUUCAUAACCUUACAGAUGUUCGUGAACUAUAUUUCCAUUUUGGCUGACUGAACGUCAAGGAGAAUGCAGUUCAGACACACCUGGAAUUAGGAAGACUAGUCAAUACACCUGGAGAAAUUAGAAAUCUAGAAACUCAUUCGCUAUUGUGUUUACAGUGACAAUAAUCGCACAUUUCCAGGGCCCGGAAUGCAGUGUUUCAGCAUGGAGUGUAUAGACCAUGAAAAGAGUGCUAGCUCUGUGUCUUCUCCUGACUAUAGUUCUCAGUGUUAUCUUACCAGUGUGGAGUGAUAUAUUUGGAGUGGUAUAGUUGGCUUACAUAAACUAGAAGAGUAAUGUUAUUCCACUCCUUUUUUGAUGUGUAGAUUAUUAGUUAUGCAUGAUGGGAGAGCUAUAGUAACCAAUUAAAAUGACUGUAUGCACAAACAGUAAUGUUGGCAUAUACUCUACUAAAAUAAGUUUGUGCAAAAGAAUAAAACUAUUUGAAAUCACAAAUAAUUUAAUCAUGGUGUCUGUUCCACCUUUAUAAUGAUGAGCGAUCCAUGUUACAUUCAAAGGAAUAGGCUUAGGGGCCACAUUCUGUAAUAUAACGAUCAUGUAUUCCUCUAAUUGGCAAUUAUGUAAUAUUAUUGAACUGUGAGCCACAGAAUUACCCUGUGAAAACAGGAGGGCAUGUUCUAUAAAUUUCAGCCAUGGUAAAAAAAUUAGAUUGCCUUGUAUAGUAUGAAAAAUCACCUAUUCAGUGAAUUCUUUGUGGUCCAUAGCCAUCUAGCAUUUGACCAAACGUAGCAAGUAAGCAAACGUAAAUAAAGUAUAAAUUAAAAAAAUGAACACAGAAUUGGUGGCAUUGGCAUUUACCUAUGGCUUUAAAAGCUAGCUGAGCACGAUGAAUAGUAUAUAUUAUUUGGCCUUGUAUGAAGUGCAUUAAUGCAAUAGUCCAGGUCUCUUAAUGUUCUAAAUAAUAAACAGAAGAGAAAUGCCACAAUAUAUUCUACUUUUAGUCCAUUCUAUAUAUUAAGUGAGCACUACUCACUAAAUAGUUAGCACAGCUCAGUGAAAAGUUUUCAAAAGAGGGCACAUUCUGUACAGCUUUAGUUAAUAGAUGGUUCCCUACAUAUAUUGGAACUGGUCUCGUGUAGUUAGUCUUUUGGUUUUUGGACUGUUAUCCUUACUGAUUACUUAAAACAAUAGUUUUUCUUUUUUAUCUAUAUCUCUUUUUAAAAGUAGAGUUUAAUGUGUUGAAAAAUGACUUUCUAUAAACCUGUGUGUCGAGUUUCACUAACUUUUGAACUACUAAUAAUUGGUUAGAAAAUGGCAUAUUCUAAACAAUUUUCCCGUCUAUCGGCAUGUAGAGUAACUUUGAUGAACCCAUCGCCUUACAAGAGAUGGACACCAGUAAUGGAGUUCUCCUUCCUUUCUAUGAUCCAGACUCCAGCAUUGUUUACCUCUGUGGAAAGGUAACUCUGUGAUCCUGUGUUAUAGAUCAUGUUUAAUGUCUGCAUUUAGAGAAUUAUUUGUCAAGACCAGAGGAUGAGAGGGAAAUGAUUGCUUGCCCUACAAUGAGAGAUACUCAGAUGAAAAUCAUGACAAUAAGGUAUUCUGAAAUGUCUCUAGUGAGUAAAACACGUGCCUGCUCCUCAUUCGAGUCUCCUACCCCUGCUUAAAAUAAAACCUGAGUAUUUAUAAAGGUCAUUUAGUACAUACUUUGCCUUUUAGUCUUGAUAAUAUUUUAUUUAAGAAUUGUGACAGUGUUUGUUUUGUGGAAAUUUCUGUUGCUUACACGUCUUAAAACACUGUGAGGCAACAGAUAUCCAGGAAUAUCUCAUGAGUCAUUAUGGUAAAAUUGCCAAGAGUUUUAACCUAUCUCAGCAUAAUCCGGCUUUAUAAUUUUAAAAUGACUUUGCUCUAUCCAAUGUUCAUCUCAUGUCUCCUUAGUUUAACAGUCUAAAUACACUGAUAACAAAAAAGGUACUCGGCACUCUGGUAGAUAUGCAAUUAGACUUUAUUCACUGGUCUAAAGUAAAGAUAACGUUUCAAUCCCCCUGGGACUUUUCAAACCUCUUGCUGUUGAUUAAGGAAGACUAAUUGCACAUCUACAGGAGUGUGUUGAGUACUGGUAUGGUGGCAUUUGAUUUUCUUAUUUUUUUAAAUUUAUUUUCUUACACAAGCUGAAGGUGUACAAGUCCUGUCUGAUUUACCAUACAAUCUGCAUGUUGUGUACAUAUAAAUUCCUAAAAUAACAAUGAAAAAGUUAGCACUUGAUAAAUAACUAGUGAAUAAUUAUUCCCAUUUGGUUUCUGUAAACAUAUUUUCUUUUGUUGGAGGAGACCUAAAUAAUCAGGAACUUGAUUUACCCUGUAUAUACAUGUAUCCAUAGCUAUCUUUCUUUUUACAAAUAAAUGACAAACAGAUCAUUGAUAUCAUAGUACAAUUCUCACAUUUACCAACUGAUGUUAAUUGUUGCACACAUUUUACUUAUGCUCAUACUUGUGUGUCUAUAUAUACUACACAUUUAUUGCAAAAAAAUUUGAUAUUUGUUUUUAUUACUAAUAUUUUUGACCUAUUUUUGGAAGCCUGGUGAAAAUACACAUUAUUUGGCUGUAGAUGAACUACUUUAAUAAUAAAGCAGUUAAAGGGAUACUAUAGUCACCAGAACAACUACAGCUUAAUGUUGGUGUUAUGGUGUCUAUAGCUUGUCCCUGCAGACUUUUUGCUGUUUUCAGAGAAAAUGCAUUGUUCACAUUGCUGCCUAUGGACAUCUCCAGUGGCAGUCAAACGGCCGCUGUGGGGGCUUCCUAGGUCAGUGCGUUCAGCGUCUUCAUGGAGGCACGGAACCUUCCUCGUAGAAACGAAUUGAUUUAAUGCAUCUCUAUAAGGAGAUGCUGAUUGGUAAGCAAGGUAUCUGACUCUGCCCCCUGGCCCACUUCCUUGGCUGAAAUCAUCAGAAUUGACAAUCUCGCCAAUCCAAUGCUUUCCCAAAGGAAAAUAAUUGGAUUGACUGAGAUUGUCAAUUCUGGUGAUCUCAGCCAAGGAGGCAGAACAGGGGUGCUGGCAGACCCAUGCAGCGCUAAAUAAAUGUAAGAUUUAUCCCUAUUUAAGGGCAAGGGGGGAAGGCGGACACGUAAACAGUGUGUUCAACAUUAGAAGGUCAUGAAUACACAUUUGUAUUCCUGAACUUAGAGUGUUCCUUUAACUUUCUCCAAAGAAUGCUGCAGCAAUGAUGUUCUUUUCAUGUUACAGGGUGACAGCAGUAUCCGUUACUUUGAGAUAACAGACGAGGCACCUUAUGUCCAUUACUUGAAUACCUUCAGCAGCAAAGAACCACAAAGAGGAAUGGGCUUCAUGCCUAAAAGAGGUCUGGAUGUCAGUAAAUGUGAAAUAGCCAGGUAAGCCAGGCAUAUCAUAUACCAGGGAUAGGCAACCUUUGGCACUCCAGAAGUUGUGUACUACAUCCCCCAUAAUGCUCUUACACCCAUAAUGCUGGCAAAGGAUCAUGGGAGGUGUAGUCCAAAACUUUUGGAGUGCUGAAGGUUGCCUAUGCCUGUCAUAGACUAUGAUUAAGGUACAUUAUAUUUGGCUAUAUAAAGUGUUUUAUUUGUGAUUUUCUGUUGCUUGGUAAGAUUCUUUUUCUUUAAAUUAGAGUAAGAAAAUUAGAGGGUAAAGCACCUAUUAUAUGAGAAACCGUUCCUACCUAUCCUACAUGAGCGAGUUUAGGGAGAAAAUUUUGGGGAAGUUUAAUUUUUAAACAGACAGGGCUAUUCAGUAAAGUGAAAAUUGCAGAGAAUUCAAAGUGAAUUUCAAACUGAGGACCAAAUUAACUUUUUUGCUUUCCUGCAAUUCCCCUGUGAAGCACUGUACAGGCGAUAGUCAAAAAAUUAGAAUAUCGUGCAAAAGUUAAUUUAGUUCAGUAAUGCAACUUAAAAGGGGAAAUUAAUAUAUGAGAUAGACGCAUUACAUGCAAAGCAAGAUAGUUCAAGCCGUGAUUUGUCAUAAGUGCGAUGAUUUACCAGGAAAGGUUAAAGGAUCUUAACAUGUAUAGCUUGGAGGAAAGACGAGACAGGGGGGAUAUGAUAGAAACAUUUAAAUAUAUAAAGGGAAUCAACACAGUAAAGGAGGAGACUAUAUUUAAAAGAAGAAAAACUACCACAACAAGAGGACAUAGUCUUAAAUUAGAGGGACAAAGGUUUAAAAAUAAUAUCAGGAAGUAUUACUUUACUGAGAGGGUAGUGGAUGCAUGGAAUAGCCUUCCAGCUGAAGUGGUAGAGGUUAACACAGUAAAAGGAGUUUAAGCAUGCGUGGGAUAGGCAUAAGGCUAUCCUAACUAUAAGAUAAGACUAGGGACUAAUGAAAGUAUUUAGAAAAUUGGGCAGACUAGAUGGGCCGAAUGGUUCUUAUCUGCCGUCACAUUCUAUGUUUCUAUGCUUAUGGUUUACAGCUCAUGAAAACCCCAAAUCCACAAUCUCAGUAAAUUAGAAUAUUACAUGCAAUCAAUAAAACAAGGAGUGUACAUAGAACAAUAUCGGACCCCUGAAAAGUAUAAGCAUGCAUAUGGACUCAGUACUUGGUUUGGGCCCCUUUUGCAGCAAUUACUGCCUCAAUGCGGUGUGGCAUGGAAGCUAUCAUCCUGUGGCACUGCUGAGGUGUUAUGGAAGACCAGGAUGCUUCAAUAGCGGUCUCCAGCUCUUCUGCAUUGUUCGGUCUCGUGUCUCUCAUCUUUCUCUUGGCAAUGCCCCAUAGAUUCCCUAUGGGGUUCAGGUCAGGCGAGUUUGCUGGCCAAUCAAGCACAGUAAUCCAACGGUCAUUGAACCAGGCUUUGGUGCUUUUGGCAGUGUGGGCAGGUGCCAAGUCCUGCUGGAAAAUGAAGUCAGCAUCUCCAUAAAGCUUGUCUGCGGAAGGAAGCAUGAAGUGCUCCAAAAUCUCCUGGUAGAUGGCUGCGUUGACCCUGGACUUAAUGAAGCACAGUGGACCAACACCAGCAGAUGACAUGGCUCCCUAAAUCAACACAGACAGUGGAAACUUCACACUGGACUUCAAGCAUCUUGCAGUGUGUGCCUCUCCAUUCUUCCUCCAGACUCUGGGUCCUUGGUUUUCAAAUGAGAUGCAAAAGUUGCUCUCAUCAGAAAAGAUUACUUUGGACCACUGAGCAACAGACCAGGUCUGUUUUUCUUUAGCCCAGAUAACACGCUUCUGACGUUGUUUGUUGUUCAGGAGCGGCUUGACAAAAGGAAAACAACAUCUGAAGCCCAUGUCCAGGAUCCGUCUGUGUGUGGUGGCUCUUGAUGCACUGACUCCAGCCUCAGUCCACUCCUUGUGAAAGUCCCCAACACUUUUGAAUGGCCUUUUCCUGACAAUCCUCUCCAGGCUGCGGUCAUCCCUGCUGCUUGUGCACCUUUUUCUUCCACACUUUUCCCUUCCACAUAACUUUCUAUUAAUGUGCUUUGAUACAGCACUUUGGGAACAUCCAACUUCCUUCGCAAUUACCUUUUGAGGCUUUCCCUCCUUAUGGAGGGUGUCAAUGAUGGUUUUCUGCACAACUGUCAGGUCAACAGUCUUCCCCAUGAUUGUGAUUCCUACUGAACCAGACUGAGAGACCAUUUAAAGGCUCAGAAACCAUUUGCAGGUGUUAUGGCUUACUUAGCUGAUUAGAGUGGGACAGUGUGAGCCUAAAAUUUUGCACCUUUUCACAAUAUUCUAAUUUACAGAAAUUUUGUAGAUUUGGGGUUUUCAUGAGCUGUAAGCCAUAAUCAUCGCACUUAUGACAAAUCACGGCUUCACCUAUCUUGCUUUGCAUGUAAUGCAUCUAUCUCAUAUAUUAGUUUCCCCUUUUACGUUGCAUUACUGAAAUAAAUGAACUUUUGCACAAUAUUCUAUUUUUUUGAGUUUCACCUGUGUGUAAUUCAAUGGCAUCUUCUGUUACUCUAUAAAAUACAGUAAUGUAUCAAAUAUUUUCUAUGCCUCAAUAAAAACCCAUUUGUAAAUAAAUGAAAUGGAAAGAGAAACAAGAGUGAUUUCCAGAAUUCUACCUUUAGAAUUCAUCUUUGAGGAUAAAACAUUAUUCACAAACAAUCUAUGGGCUCCGCCGUCUCCUAUGAGCAUUUUAUGUUUGCCAUUGCCAUCUGAUUUAGCCACUUUUUUAUUAUUCUGGCUGAUAGCAUGUUUUGGGCCUCAAUUUAUUAUUGUGGGACACCUUUCCAUUGAUUACAUUUUUCUUUUGUUUUUAACGCUUUUAUUACAUUUUAAAGCAUAGGGAUUUAAAAUCAUGGUGAAAAUAAAGCAAUAAUUUAAUAUUUUUUGAUACUUUUAAAAUGAUUUUUAAAAUCUAAAAAAGUAUGUAAUAUUUAGACAAAUCAUCAAAUUACAAAUAUCACAAAAUAAACAAAUUCUAAAUAUGUCACAUAAUAUAAAAAUAUUCAUUCUAAUAUAUCCUCUUAAAUGUAAAUUUAAAAAUAUUAAUUUGGAAAACCUUUAUCCUUUAUUAUUAAAUUGAGACAUUCAUAAGAAAGUUAUCUAAACAGCUAUGUACCUUCACUCUGGAUCAAACAAAUGGAACUCAUUGGAUGUCGCUGCUGAUUCUGGGUGAUAACCUAGUUAUUUUGUAUUGAUGUUUUUUCAGGUUUUACAAGCUGCAUGAGCGAAAAUGUGAACCCAUUGUUAUGACUGUACCUCGAAAGGUAUGGAUCAAUGCUUGCCAUCUCUCUUGACCCAAAUAAAAUGGCUCUGAGUAUGUCAUAGCUGCCUUGUACUUACAACACAUACAGUUGUUUGUACUCCUGUCAGCCAACGAGAAUAUUCAGAACUUUGUUGCUGUUGUCCCCUCAAUCUUCAAUCCUAGUGCUAUCUUGUACUCAGUCACUGUUCUCGCCUGUCUGCAUCUGUUGUAAAAUGCCUUGUUUCAGCCCUCUUAUAGCUGUAGAAUAUCCGUUUUCUGCUUUGGUUUAUUUGUAUUUAUUUUAAUUUUAAUUUCUUGAUCAAUUUGGCAUUGAAUAUUUUAAUGUAUCUUUUGUUUGUUGUUCGUUCCACAGUCAGACCUCUUCCAGGAUGAUCUAUAUCCAGAUACACCUGGGCUUGAGCCAGCCAUCGAAGCUGAAGAGUGGUUUUCUGGACAGAAUGCUGACCCUUUGCUGGUGUCCCUAAGAGACGGCUAUGUUCCUGCAAAGAACAGGGAGUUUAAGGUCACCAAGAAAAACAUUCUGGACAAUAAACCACCAACUGGGCCACGACGCAGCUUCUCCUCCUGUGAUUCAGGCUUCUCAGUGAGUUUGUAUUACAACAUCUCAUACCAUGACCUAUAGCAAAUAGACAUAAUAAAAUGAGGACAGUUGCAUCUAGCUAUGUAAGACAGUCAGGUAGAGACCAUAAUCCUUAGAUCCCCCAAUUUCAGCAAUUUAUCACAAUUUUCUGUCCAAUAUGUGACAGGUUAUUCAGUCAUACGAAUUUUCCAACCUGGAAAGCGUUCACCAAGUACACAAGAAAUCAAAUUAAUAUUAUUAUUAUUUUUUCUUUUUUAACCCCUUAAGGACACAUGACAUGUGUGACAUGUGUGACAUGUCAUGAUUCCCUUUUAUUCCAGAAGUUUGGUCCUUAAGGGGUUAAAGGAAGUCUCUAAGCACCUUAAAUACUACAGAGCACUCAAGUUUUGAUUUGCUAAUGGUUUAACAGCUUACCUGUGGACUCCCAGGUGAAGGUCACCUUGUCUAAAACAAAAGGAGCUAUUGAUUGGCUGACACUAAUGAGCUAGGUUAAUCUCAGAAAAGGAAAGUGACCGGUAGCAAACAGAUUGACUAUUUAUAUUGAGCGGGUUGCCAGGGCACUCCUGGUACCGUAACCACUGCAGUGCAGUGAUUAUUUUUUUUUAAAUGUUCUGUUAUUUUUAGAAUUUGCAAUAAAUACAGUAAGCAGGAUGUCAGAGCCAGUAUUGCCUCUGCUCAAUAAUCUGUCUGUAAAGGCAAUACACAAACGUGAGCUCAACCCAGUAAACAGAAUCAAGUGGCAUUUCCUCCCCCCCCCCAUUAUCAAAAUGUGGCAUCUGCAGUAGUAUCUAUGUACAGAUAUAUAAUCUGUCUUAGUUAGCUAGAAUGUAGUUCUCUGGCUGUGGAUUGCUGGCAUAUCUUGCCAUGGUAUAGGCUCCUAGUUUCUUUAACCCCUUAAGGACACAUAACAUGUGUGACAUGUCAUGAUUCCCUUUUAUUCCAGAAGUUUGGUCCUUAAGGGGUUAAAAGAGUUCAAUUUAGGUAGUGAAGUAAAUAAAAUUUUGUUUUAACUCUGGGAUCAAUGAUGCAGAUCGUUAUUGCUCACUUACAAUAUGCUUAACCAACUUUAAAGUAUUUAGACCGUUUUUACUUGUCUCUCAAUCAUAUUAUGUUAUAAUAACUGCACUAUUCUAUUGUACUUUUCUUCUAUUCUAUUUAUACGCUUGGUAUAUCAUGUGCAACCUUUACUUGUGCUAAAUUUAAAUUAAUGAACUACUUCUCUCCAUUAGCGGAUCACGCUGGAAGACCUUAUGGAAGAAAUCAAAAGUUUGAGGGCGAUUGUCGAGUCUCAAGACAAACGGAUCUCGAAUCUAGAAAACCAACUGCAUGCACUUUCCAAUGGCACAGCCUGA